GCGCGCCCGCCCGCCUGGCUUCUUCCUGCAGGAGGAGGAGGCGCAGGAGGCGGCUGCUGCUGCUGCUGGCGCUGCUGCUGCUGCUGCCCCCGCCGCCGCCGCCGCCGCGCUGAGCCCCGGAGCCCGGCGGCCGAGGGAGCCCGGCGCCGGCGGGGUGGUCGCGGCGCGCGGCGCCCGCUCAGGAUGUCGCGCAAGGUGCCCCGCGCGGAGGUGUGCGCCGACUGCAGCGCCCCAGGUGAGCCCGGCGGCGCCGGGAAGGCGGGCGGGGAAGGCAGGCGGGGAAGGCGGGGCCGGGCCUGCAGCACCAGCUCCGGCGCCCGAUCCGACGCCACCGGCCGCCAGGUAGGGCCAGCGCCGCGGCCGGGCCUGCUGCUCCCGCUGCGGCUGCGGGGAGACCAGCGCGGAGCCUCGCCGCGGAGAGAAAGGCGAGCCCUCGGGCUGCCUGCCUGGCGUCGCCCCCACCGCGGGGACCCAGGCGCCCCAUCGGCCCCCCAGGCGUCCUGGCGCACCGCACCCCACCCCUACAAACGCUAGGAAUAGGACCCAGGCGCCCUGGUUCCCGCACCCCAGUGGAAACACCUGGAGCCAGGUGUCCUGGUGACCCCCUCCCCCCGUAAACACUAGGAAGAGGACCCAGGCGUCCUAGUGCCCCCACCCCAAUUGAGGCACGGGGAAUAUGAACCGGCCAUGGAAAUAUCAGGAAUAGGACCCACCUCCCCAUCAUAGGGAGACUAGGAAUAUAAGGCCCUGGUGCACACCCUCCUUCCCAUAGAGGCACCAGGAAUAGGACCCAGGCGUCCUGGUCUUCCCCCUCCCCCCUUAUCAUUCACAGACAGGGAUAUUUGCAUUCUGAUUCUGCUCAUGCUGCUUCUCGGAGCCAUUUAUAUAGCCAUGGCUGGGGGGCGGGGGCAGGAAGGACACCUGUUCCACAUGCAGAAGGCACCAAGUUCACUUCCUGGUGGCAUCUCUACCCUGCCUCUCUGGUGCCCUGGAGAACUGCUGCCAGUCCGUGUGGACAGUACAGGGAUCAAUGAGCCAAUGGUCUGACUGCCUAGGAGCCUCCUGCCCCACCCAGCCCCCCUUUCUUUCCCCUCUUCUCCCAGGCAUCAUUUAGGGCCCCUCCCAACCAGCGCUGGGGAGGGAGCCCCCCCAGUGCUUAGGCCUUCACACACCCCUUACUUAUCACACUCCUAGUGACCUGGAACAGAGCCCAGCAGGGCUCCCAUCCUGCAAGCAGAACCCAGGUGUCCGGGUGCUCUCCCCCCCUGCUGACACCCCCCCUUACCCUUGGAGAGACAUGUGUACACACGUGACCCCUAUCUUUCAGCUGCCCAACCAAGGCCUACCUAAAGCGGCCUGGCAUUCCUUGGGGUCUCUCUCUCUCUCUGUGUGUAGGAGAUUGUAAGAUCAUUGGGGCAGAGUUCUCCCUCUUCCCACCCAUUCCAAAAAUAAACACCACUUCCCUGUGGAUCUGAAAUGGGGCGUUUGCUCGUUAUAUAAAAUCCAGAGGCCUGAAUUGCAGAACCUUCUUCUCCAGCAGGAAAUCUCAGCUCUUUCUCUCCUGCCCCGCUUUGGCUAAUUAAUAGGAGAUCCAGGCCAAUUGGUUGCUAUUUGUAGUUUCUCAGGAGUUAAAAGUUUCAUGCAGGGGUGGAGGAGGGAUCCCUUGCCAGGUGUGUGUCUGCGUGUGUUGAGAUGCAUCUUCACCUGGGCACAGGUGCAAGCUUCUCUUACUUGUGGUUGGGGGUUCCAGGGUUGGCCGGUUGCUUUACGGAGCAAAACUAGGCCCCUAUAAUUUAGGAACAGAGGCACUUAUAUUGGGUCAGAAUGUGACUCCGUGUAGCUCCAUUGUGUCUGCACUGGUUGGCAGCAGCUCUCCAGGGUUUCAGGCAAGGUUCUCUCCCAACCCCACCUGAAGAUGCUGCUGAGUGGUGGUACGGCUAAUAUUUAGAUUUGAUAACACAACUUUUCUGUAUAAGUCUACUGAAAGCAGCAGCUUGCCACUGAAAGAAAAUAAAUGCAGAUCGUUGCAUCAUUAAUGCGACAAUCAAAUGUGGCUAAAUUGUUUCAGAAUGUAACAAUCCGCCAAAUAACAUUGUUUGAUUAUGUGCUUGAACCAGGGACACCCUGUCCCACUAGGCUACUUCCCCCUAGAUUGCAAGCUGAAUCAAGCCAUUGGGCCACCUAGUGCAUUACUGACUGGCAGCAGCAGGGGGAGGGUCUUUGCCGGGGCUACCUGGGAAAUGAACUCGGGACCUUCUGGAUGCAAGGCAGGUGCUGUACCAGGAAGCUACAGCUCUUCCUUUAAAACUGAAACCAAGAUUCCGGUCCUCAUGGUUCUGAAUUAAAGGGUGCUUUAAACUAGAAUCCAUCUGCAGAGUCAGUCUGUUGGCCACCUGGCUCAGGACUGUUUACUCUGACUGGCAGCUGCUCUCCCGAGUUUGAGGUGGAAGAUAUUCCCAGCCACACCUGGAAAAGGGGAAGAUGAAACCUGGGGUGUUCUGUAUUCAGGACGGAUGCUGUACCAUGGAGCUAUAGCUUUUGGCCCCAGCUGGUUAAUGACUCUGAUCUACUGAUCCACUGGGAGAUCGGGAUCUACUGGGAGACCACUGGGUGGUUUGCAACAGAUCUGCAAGGAUUUCUUACUCUCGCUACGUUAAAUGACUUUUCUUCCCAUCCCCAUUAGGCUUCUGAAAUGAAGAAAGCUUGAUGUAACUAGGAACAGAUUUUGGGGGAGAUAUGGAAGGGCCCUCAGCUCAGUCCUAGUACAGGUGUACCUUGGAAGUCGAAUGGAAUCUGUUCCGGAGGUCCGUCCGACUUCCAAAACAUUUGGAAACCAAAGCGCGGAUUCUGAUUGGCUGCAGGAAGCUCAUGCAGCCAAUCAGAAGCUCCGUUCGGCUUCCAAAAAUCGUUCGAAAACUGGAACACUCACUUCCAGGUUUGCGGCGUUCAGGAGCCAAAACGUUCAAGAACUAAGGCUGUUCGAAAACCAAGGUAUGACUGUACUUGAAACAAAUCUCUGUGCCCCAUUGUGCCACUUCAUUCUAACUUGGCUCACUCUCUUGAGCUGUCCAUGGACUAUAGCCCAGUGGUAGGGCAUCUGAAGUUCUCGGCUUCAACCCCUGGUAUCUCCAGGUAAGGCUGGGGAGGGGGUGUCCCUUGCCUAAUAUCCUGGAAUAUCUGCUGCCAGUCAGUGUGGACAAUACUGAGCUAGAUACACCAGUGAUCUGGCUCUGUAGGGGAUUAGAAUGAGGAAGGGGAGAACUGUCACCUUGAGCUGCUUGGAGGGAAAUGUGGGAUAAAAAAGAGAUAAAUAAACAUUUAAGGCAGCCCUUUAUUCAAGAUCAUGAGGACUGGUAUCUUAGGGGUUGUUUGAAAGCGAAGAAUCACAGCUCAGAGGUAGAGCACCUGCUUGGCAUGCAGAAUGUCCCAGGUUCAACCCCUGGCAUCUUCUGGUAGGGCCUGAAACCCUGGAAAGCUGCUGUUGCCAGCCAGUGUAGGCAGUACUGAGUUAGAUACACCAAUGGUUUGACUCUGUCUGUAUAAGGCAGUCUCCUGCGAUUACUGACAGUUGAAUGCGAGAGCUCAGAUCUUUCUUUCCUUUUUUAACAACCCCAUUGCACUUGCAAUGUGAUAGGAAAUGUUCUGUAUUUACAGCAUUUUGGCACAAAUACUGAUUCUGGGUCAAGGGAUGACUGUGUGAAUCGUUCCUUAAAAUGGGAAGGGGGAGGAAGGUCCUCAGCUGCUUAUGAGUCCUUCGGUUGUGGGAUCUAUCCUGACUCCGGGAAGAAUGGGCUAGAUCGGAGCAGGAGCCAAAUCUGAGCCUCCCUAUACAGGAGCAGUCUACCUUGGAGGCCCUGCUUGUGAUCUUCCUCCCACUUGCUUUGUGGGGAAAAGACUGUGACUCUAGUCCUUUGUGGCACCUACCAGAUUGGACUGGGUAUGUCCGUCCCCCCCGCCUGAAAACCCUGGAGAGAGCUAUUGCUGCCAGUCAGUGCAAACAAUACUAAGCUAGGCAGGGCAAUCAUGCUAGUGCAGGGAGGUUUCUGUGUCGGCCUGGAGGAUUCCCUGGCUUGGGUCAGAAGUCCUUAUCUUGCAGAAUGGCCUGUUGAGGAAGUGAACAAUAGAGAAAAACAUUAGAGGGGGGUCUGUUUCCUGCAGAUGGUAAAAGCAGGAUUUUUCUCCUUGCUCUCCCCUGCUAUCAUCCUUAUGUAUGGGCAAGACACACCCUCCAUCCACAUCUACCCGCUCUGCAAAGAAUAAUCUAAAUAGGUUGCUUUUAAUAUUGCGUUUUAUUUUAUUUAUUCCGUACAAUAUGUGCACUGUUUGAUUGUAACAACAACAACCUCAAAGCAGUUCAUAAUUAAGAUGACACAGUAAAACGAUCAAGGGAGUGAAUUAACCACAAUCAUUUUAGACUUUGGAAAAGUUAAAAGAACGACAGAUCAUAACUCGUAUCAGCUUUCAAAGUAUCUGGCUAGGCUUGCCAAACAAAAAUGUUUUUAGCAGGAGCUGAAAAGGGUUUAUAGCUACAGAGGUAGUCAAUAGGCAGGGAGUUCCGAAGUCCAUAGCUGCCACCCUAAAAUACUGAGCUCUUGCAAACGUUGCAGCAUGCCUUGCGACUUUGCAUACAUGUUUAAUUUUAUUUGUGUCACACCUUUCCACAUUUCAAGCCAUGCUCAAGACAGCUUGCAACGCGAAAAAUAUACAUAACUAUAACAUAGCAAGUGUAGUCAUAAACAAUAAACAAAACAUCGAAAAAUACUCAACCAAACGGAACGGUUUCCACAUAAAUCACAAGAUCUGAAAUAUAGAUACACAAAAGCCAACAGCAAAAACACCCCACCCAUUAAAACUCUCCCCCGAACAACACCCCAGCCAAAAUGUCUGUUCAGCAGCCUCCGCUUUUGUAGCUGGAGUCAGUCCAAGCUCCGCCCUCCCAGGCCAGGUGGGGAAAGGUGUGCGAGGCAGGGAGCAGGUCUCCCAGGACCCACAGCUAAGAUGGUCCUUAGGGUGGAGGGUGGGCCGUGAAUAAAGAAAGAAUGAAGUAUCAGCUUCUAUUUUUUUUGGGGGGGGGGAGGAAAUAAGAAAUUAAACCAGGGGUCAGCAAACUUUUCCAGCAAGGGGCCAGUCCACUGUCCCUCAGACCUUGUGGGGGGCCGGACUAUAUUUUGGAAAAACAAUAAUGAAUGAAUUCCUAUGCCCCACAAAUAACCCAGAGAUGCAUUUUAAAUAAAAGCACACAUUCUACUCAUGUAAGAACACGCUGAUUCCCGGACCAUCCGUGGGCUGGAUCCGGCCCCCGGGCUUUGGUUUGCCUACCCAUGAAUUAAACUUAAGGUUGCAAAUGCUGGGAUGGCCCUAGUGUCCGGAAAGCUUCAAAUUUAUUUAUUAUUUCUCAAAAUCUAUAUACCACUUGGUUGUUAAAAAAACCCAAAACCUCAGUGUGGUCUAUGAAAAAUAUAAAGCAAAAGAUAAUUAUGAGUAAGAACCAUUAAAAAAAUAAAUAAACCAGCAAUGAACAAAAAAACAUACCAGUGUUCUAGAUAUCUGGACUGGCUUGUCAAAACAAAAAUGUCUUUAGCAGGCACUGAAAAAAGUACUGUGAAGGAGCCCGUCUGAUAUCAAGAGGCAGGGAGUUCCAAAGGGCAGGUGUGGCCUCUGAUUGCUGGGCAUGACUCUGCUGGAGAUUCCUGACACAGAUAGGCUAGACCUGAUCCUGGGCCUUCCGCUGUUCAUUCCUUCCUAUUUCUCCCAUUUGUCCUUUCCUUUUGCUUAGAACAAUCGCCAACUCUUUGGGGACGCUUUGAAUAUAUAUUCUUCCGUGGUUUUGCAAGUCCUGUCCCAAGGAUGGGUAAAACCUGAGACCCUCCCGGUAUUGUGGGACUCCAAAUCCCAUCAGCCCUAGGAGCUGGCAGUCAGGGAUGAUGGGAGUUGUAUUCCAGCAAUAUCCAGGGAGCCUCAUCUUCCCUGCCCCGGUUUAUGGGGUGUUUCUCUCUCUUGUUCCCAUGUGGCUGAGAGUCAGCGAUUCCUACUGGUCACUGGAGAACCCCAGUUUCUUGUCUUGGAUUUUGUGGGGUGAUAUCUCUCUGAACCCAGGAAGGGAGACUCCUUUCUGAUACAGGAGUGGAGAUCUAGCUCCCCUUCCCACUGCCAGCCCCAGUUUCCUUGGCGGCAGGCGGAAGAGGGAUGCCGCUGGCAGAGAAGUCUCUCCUGACGCAUGACAAGCCGUUCCUCAGUGCCAGAGGCUCCCGGGGGCACAGAAUGCAGACAUCUGCCAAGUCAACUCUCUCUUCACUGCCAUCUGUGCAGGAUGAGCCCACGCACAUCCUUCAAGUCUUGGGAAUGGGAGGCUGGGAGGAACGGCUGGAGAGGUCCUUGCCGGUGCUGCCGGUUGGUGCUGGGGACCCCGAAUUGAGAAGGAGGGGCAUGGAAAUCCUGGCUGCUGCCAGUCAGUGUAAACAGUACCGACCUAGAAGGACAACCAUUGGUCCAAAACCUACUGAAGCAGUGUGUGAUAAAAUAACGUGCAAAUGAUUACAAACUUGGGUCAACAAAAAGUGAUAAAGCAAUUACUAUGCAGCUGAAUAAAAGCAUCCCAGUGUGUUGGCAGUGGAUGCCAUGGAGCAGUGAGUUUGCCUAUGGAACUCGCUGCCACAAGGUAGAUGGUGAGGAGUCGCUAGGUUAGAUGACUUUGAAGAAGAUUGGACCCAUUACCUACUAAGGCCUGUUAGUCUCUAUGGCCAUAUAGAGUCUAUUGCCUGAUAUACUUGGUCAUCUGAUUUAGCAUGGCAUUUUUCGGUAUCCUAUGAGGCUGAGACUGGCUGGCAGACAGCAAAGUUGAUAGGUGAAUUGGAUGCUGCCCUGGGCUCCUUUGGAAGGAAAGGGUGUAAAUUAAAUUCAUAAAUAAUAAUAAUUAUUAAGAAUGAUGCUUCUCCUUACACGGGAACUCACCCAUGCCCUAUGUGCUGCAGACUCCAGAUUCCCAGAGGGGAUGGUACCACUAUUUGGGGGGGUGAUGGGAUUCCCUAGGGGGGUGCUGAGAGGCAGCAGGGCACUGGUACCAAUGCCAACCAGACUUUCAAAAGUUGGUUUCCCUGCCUCAAGCUCACCAGUUUUGUUGAAUUAAUCAACCACAAAGUUUUAACUUUGAACAAACGUGUGAUUAAUUGUUUCAUUGUGUUACGAUCUUCCUUCGUGGGCCAUGCAAACCGCUGUUCCAAAUAAUGCUUUCUCGUGGAGGUAGGGGGGCACUGCGGAUGUGUUUAUGGAACUGGGGGGGGGGGAUGACAGUCCCCUCAAAUAAAUUGGGAACCAAUGAAGCAGAGCCUGCCUUGUUUUGUUAGCCUGGGCUGGAGAUUGCUGUCCGUUCUUUCCAUUCUCCGCAAUCCAAACUUCGCAGGUCAGCCAUAAACUUCCCCCCAGGCCAGGAUAGGAAGGAAGUGCCGGGAGGGGCUCUCAAUCUGCAAGCCCUGGGCAUAUCCUGCCUUGAGUAGGGCUGUGGUGUCAGGCUUGUUUUCAAGUUAGGGGCUGGGACUGCCUCCCCCCAAGUCUGUUGACACCUAUCUUGCCUUCUCUUCUACACAACCCCUCCCCAUGAAAUCACGGUUUGGUGGUGGGGAAAGGGACCCAGGAGUCCUGCGGCUCACCCCCUUCCCCAGGCCUCAUUUCCUAGCUGGCUUUGGUGGCGGGCGGGGGUUGGCUCUGUUUUAAGUUCCUCCCCUUUGUGGGUCUUAGGAACUCCUUAGCACUUGCCCGUCUAUGUACCUCAGUAUUGUCCACACUGGCUGGCAGCAGCUCUCCAGCAUUUCAGGCAGCCCUGUCUGGGGAUGGCAGGGGUUGAAGUCCGAAACUUCUACUUGCCAUGCUACAGCUUAAUCUAAAAAUAAAACCAGGUUCUAGUCUUCAUGGUUCUGACUGAAGGGUUGGUAUAAACAGGGACAUGUGCAGACCAUUGGGCUAUCUUGCUGGCUGCUGCCUGCACUGACUGGCAGCAGUGGCUUCCAGGUUUGAGACAAGGGGUCUUUCCCGGUGUCGGGAAAGGGCAUUGCAGAGUUGGAAAAGGUGCAGGAAAGGGCAACCCAAAUGAACUAGGGCGUGGACUGACUCCCCAGGGAGGAGAGUUGGGUCUUUUUCAUUUACAGGAAAACUAAGAAGUGGGAAGAGAGGAGUUAAUAAAAUUAUGAAAGGCAAGGAGAGAGGCGGGAGGGAAAAGCUUUUCAUUCCCACUCCUAAUGCUGGAACUGGUGGACACCCAGGGAGGCUGAAGGCUGGAAGAUUCAGGGCAGACCAAAGAAAGAGUUGGACUAUGGAACUCCCUGCCACAGGAAGCAAUGAUGGUCCCAACCUGGAUGGCUUUAAAAGAGGACUGGGCAAAUUCUUGCAGGAAGAGGAGGAGGAGGAGGAGGAGAGGGCUAUCGAUGGCUGCUAGCCAGGAGGGCUGUUGCCCUGCCUCCAUAGUUGGAGACAGCCUUUCUGGAAAGCUCAGGAGGGGAGAGUUGCUCUCGUGCUUGAAUCCUACUUGCUGGUUUGCCAUUGUGGCAUCUGGUUGGCCCCUGUGAGAACAGGAAGCUGGGCUAGAUGGGCCCUCUUUGGCCUGAUCCUGUGGGUUCUUCUUCUAAAGUCAGAGCAGGUGCUCUCCCACUGAACUGCAGCCUGCUUGCCCAAGUCAUUCAUCACCACCGCCUGAGAAACAGUUUUUAUCCAAAUGCGAUUUUGGGUUUAAACACAGUGUAAAGUAGUCUCUGUAGGAGUAUAUUGUAUUUAAUUAUGGGGUAUUUUUAGGGGGUUAACCAGGCUGGGAGGGACGCGGGUGGCGCUGUGGGUUAAACCACAGAGCCUAGGGCUUGCCGAUCAGAAGGUUGGCAGUUCGAAUCCCCGCAACGGGGUGAGCUCCCGUUGCUCAGUCCCAGCUCCUGCCAACCUAGCAGUUCGAAAGCACGUCAAAGUGCAAGUAGAUAAAUAGGUACCACUCUGGCGGGAAGGUAAACGGUGUUUCCGUGUGCUGCUCUGGUUUGCCAGAAGUGGCUUCGUCAUGCUGGCCACAUGACCCGGAAGCUGUAUGCCGGCUCCCUCGGCCAAUAAAGCGAGAUGAGCGCCGCAACCCCAGAGUCGGCCACGACUGGACCUAAUGGUCAGGGGUCCCUUUACUUCUAACCAGGCUGGGAUAGCAGGCUUGUUGGUUUUUGAAUGUCUGAUGUAGAUUUUUUCAAUUUUGUUGUUCUGUAUGGGACCAUGACAACAAAGAUUAUCAUACCGUACCAGCAACUCAUCCUAGCAAACGAAACCCCGCGCAUUUCAGGGGGUUGGGCAAGAUGACCACUUGGGUCCCUCUCAACCUGACAGUUCUUUGGGAGUCAAAUCCAGGUGUGGCAGGAGCAGGCAGCAGGCUGGUUACGGUUGAUUCGGGGUUUUUUGGGACGGGCCUCUGGGCUCCCAGCUGUCUCCCACGCCCUGUUUCUGGCGGAGCUUUGCAUCCCACAGGCCUCUCCAAGACAUGAUUGAACAAGGCCAGGCGGAAGCUGCGGCCUGCGAGCGAUUUGGGAGCCGCCGCUUGGCUCUGAAGCCACCAUACCCACACGAAACAUGCCCCCCCCGUUCGCCCAAAGAAGGAACAGUUGCUGCCAGCUGUGGCCGCCCAUCCAAGGGAGCUGGGGAGCUCUGAGGCAAAGGCUGGGUGUUUGUUGUGAACAAUGGAAGUGACGCAUCCCAGAGUUGGGUGAGGAACAGGAGGCGGGCAUGGAUCAGUGGCAGAGCAGCCGCUUGGCAGGCCGAAGGUCCCCGGGUAGGGCGGGGAAGGGCUCCCUGCCCAAAACUCCGGAGCACUGCCAGUCGGUGUAGACAGUAUUGAGCUGGAUGGACCCAGAGUCUGACUUGGUAGAAGGCAGCUUCCUGCGUUCCUGUUUCAAAACCUUGAGAACUAGCAUCUUAGCGGUCAGGCUUUUGGGAACCGCCUGGUUUUAAAGAAAGGGCUCCUAAUAGCUCUGUGCUGUUUUUACUCUCCGGAUUUUAAUAGGCUUGCUUUUUUUAUUGUUUUGGUUUUGUUUAUUAAAUUUGUAUGCCUCCUUAAACCUCCAGGUCUCAGGGGAGAUACAGCAUAAAAUCACAGAAUAUACAAAAUGAAAACAAUCCUAUAACUCCCCCCAACACGUUUUAAAAGGGCAUUGCAUGUCAAUCAGCCCAAGGCCUGGUUGAAGAGGAACAUUUUUGCCUAGCGCCUAAAGAUAUAUAAAAUGAUUUUUUAUCGUUUUGAUUGUAUCAGAGUUGAAUUACCUUCCAACGAUUAGCUUUUUAGCUGUUUUGUGUUUUCUCUGAGUUGCUUUAAUUUGUUCCAAGCAGCCUUAAGCCCUGGUCUGGGGAAAAGGUCGGAUAUAAAUAUAUUCAAUGCUUUAUUCCUUUCAAAAUAAUAAUGUUUAGGGGUACUCUCAUUUUCCUACUCAUAUUGAAAUUCUGCCGCUCAGUGAGGCCAAACUUAGAUUCACCAAAUGUUUAGGGAUAUGCGUCCCCACCCCACCCCCAGAAAAAAGCACUGAAUACAGUGGUACCUCAGGGUACAUACGCUUCAGGUUACAGACUCUGCUAACCCAGAAAUAGUGCUUCAGGUUAAGAACUUUGCUUCAGGAUGAGAACAGAAAUCGUGCUUCGGCGGCGCGGCGGCAGCAGGAGGCCCCAUUUGCUAAAGUGGUGCUUCAGGUUGAGAACAGUUUCAGGUUAAGUACGGACCUCCGGAACGAAUUAAGUACUUAACCUGAGGUACCACUGUAUAUUUAUAAUGCUAAUAAUUAACAAUUAUAAUCAAAUAAAUAAAUAAAGCAAAUGCAAUCCCAGGGGCUCGACGCCCCCCUCCCGCAAAGGGGGCUUGUUGGAACCAUUACGGGAGGCUGUGGUUCUUUUAGGGGAUUUGGAGCGUGGCCUGUUGGCCACGGCAGGGUCAAAGCUGGGUGAGGGAGCCGGCGGGGUUGUGGGCGGUGGGACUGUCUCUCCCUGUAUGCCUCCUUCCCUCGUUGACCUUUCCAUCCUGCUUGCUUCUCUGUUCUGGAAAAGGGAAUGGAGAAGAAAAGGCCCUCUUGUCAGGGCGACACAGCUCCCCCCUCCCUUGCAGACCCACAGCGGGGAGGUGGCGGUCAAGGAAAGAACCAAUUUUUCAGCUGUGUGAAGUACAGGAGAGCACAGGUUUGAUCCUGGCACGUCCUGGCUGAAAGGGCCUCCGUUCAUGGGUUACAAAAGAAUCAAGGGUCUGAGAAAUUGCAGAAAUUCCAACCCCUUCAAUGCUGGAAUAUGCAAAUGUCCCAUACGGGGAUUGAACCGUCAAUGUUGCUGUUAUCAGCACCACACUCUAACCAGCUGAGCUAUCCAGGGAGUGUAUUGUAGCAUUGGAGGGGACCCUGAGGGUCAUCUUGACCAACCCCCUGGUGAAUAGACAUUCCUCUGUGGCAACCGUUAACCCAGAUUUAAGCUGCCAUUUGGUACUUAGCUUAUAUAUCUGAGUUUCUAACACGCUGCUGACUGUCAGAAGUGAGGUUACAGGGAACCAGGCAGAAGGCCUUCUUGGUAGUGGCUCCCGCCCUGUGGAACACCCUCCCUUCAGAUGUCAAGGAGAUAAACAGCUAUACAGUGGAACCUCAGUUUUUGAGCGUCUUGGAAGCCAAACGUUUCAGAACCCGGACGCCAAAAACCCGGAAGUAAUUGCUUCCGUUUUCAAACGCGCCUCACAAUUUUCGCCAUUGAAAUUGCUGGCAGCCCUUUGUGCCACGGCUGUCAAAUGUUUUGGAAGUCGAACGGUCUUCUGGAACGGAGGUUCGACUGUACGACUUUUAGAAGAUAUCUGAAGGCAGCUGUGUACAGUGGUACCUCAGGUUAAGAACUUGAUUCGUUCUGGAGGGCCGUUCUUAACCUGAAACUGUUCUUAACUUGAGGUACCACUUUAGCUAAUGGGGCCUCCUGCUGCCACUGUUGUGCGAUUUCUGUUCUCAUCCAGAAACAAAGUUCUUAACCCGAGGUACUGUUUCUGGGUUAGCGGAGUCUGUAACCUGAAGCAUAUGUAACCCGAGGUACCACUGUAUAGGGAAGCUGCUAAUAUUUGAUGUUUUAUUGCAUUUUUAUAUCUGUUGGAAAGGGCGCUGCAGUCUAAACCACAGAGCCUAGGACUUGCCGAUCAGAAGGUCAGAGGUUCAAAUCCCUGCGACGGGGUGAGUUCCCGUUGCUCGGUCCCUGCUUCUGCCAACCUAGCAGUUCGAAAGCACGUCAAAGUGCAAGUAGAUAAAUAGGUACUGCUCCGGCGGGAAGGUAAACCACGUUUCCGUGCGCUGCUCUGGUUCGCCAGAAGCGGCCUAGUCAUGCUGGCCACAUGACCCGGAAGCUGCACGCCGGCUCCCUCGGCCAGUAAAGCGAGAUGAGCGCCGCAACCCCAGAGUCGUCCGCGACUGGACCUAAUGGUCAGGGGUCCCUUUACCUUUAUAUCUGUUGGAAGCCACCUAGAAUGGCUGGGGCAACCCACGCAGAUGGGCAGGGUACAAAUAAUAAAAUUAUUAUUAUUAUUUAGACUCUUGAUUUUACGGCCUCGCGCGAUGGGGAGGAGAGACCCCUGUAUAGAUGGAGGCAUUGCUUCUGUCAUUUGGGAGGGGAGCUUUGCUGAGUCUGGGGUGCCCCUCGUUCAAGUGAGCCAGGGUGACUGUGUGGGGCCUCAGAGUGGGGCAUGGACACCUGCCCAACAAGGCCCCUCUGUUCAGGGUGGCUCUUUGUGCCUUCGGUCUCUGGGGCAACGGGGCGCCUCCUCUAGCAGCUGGGUCAGGGUGGCAUCUUCUGAAGCCGCCCUGUCUGGCAGCUGGCGUGAGUCUUCGCUGGGUCCAAGGCAGGGUGCCGGCCAUCUCUCCGCCCCCACCCAGCAAACGGCCUUCCCCGGUUUCAAACGCCCUUUUGUGCUGGUGGAACAAAAGGUCCCCAGUGAUUUGGUGGUGAGGGGGGAGAGGGAGCCAGGGCCUGGGCCUCCCAGCAAGGGGGAGGCGAGUGACGUCUCGGAGCCUCGGGGCAGCACCCAGGGACAGCCGUCCCUCCCAGGGGUGUCACAGUGGCGAAGGCAGCAGAGGCCCCACGUAGAAAUCUUAGCAGAGAGGAUCCCAGCAGAGAGGCGCUGCACGUCGGGGGUUCAGUAGUUGUGAUUCCUGCAUUGCAGGGGGUUAGUCUAGAUGACUCUUAGGAUCCCUUCCAGCUUGGCAAUUCUGUGAUUUAGCUGCACCUUGCUAAUAGUUUGUUUUUCAAACAAAACUGGUUUUGAAAUAAUUGUAAAAAGUUGGGUUUUUUAGCCGAUUAAAUCACAGAAUUGUAGACUUGGAAGGGGCUCUGAGGAUCAUCUAGUCCCGUGGUUCCCAGUGUGGGGCACACGCCCCACAGGCAGGGGCAAUUUGAUUUUUAAAGGGGGGGGCAAUUCGAGAAUGAGUUAGACUACAUUAAAGGUAAAGGUACCCCUGCCCGUACGGGCCAGUCGUGUCCGACUCUGGGGUUGCGCGCCCAUCUCGCUUAAGAGGCCGGGGGCCAACGCUGUCCGCAGACACUUCCGGGUCACGUGGCCAGUGUGACGAAGCUGCUCUGGCGAGCCAGCACCAGCGCAGCACAUGGAAACGCCGUUUACCUUCCCACUAUAAAGCGGUACCUAUUUAUCUACUUGCACUUAAGGGUGCUUUCGAACUGCUAGGUGGGCAGGAGCUGGGAUCGAACGACGGGAGCUCACCCCGCCGCGGGGAUUCGAACCGCCGACCAUGCAAUCGGCAAGUCCUAGGCGUUGAGGUUUUACCCACAGCGCCACCCGCGUCCCGACUAGACUACAUUAAUGGCCUUUUAGGCUUCCUCUAUGUGAAUAGGAGUUCACUUUCUGAGUAAUAGCCCGGCUUUGGCUGGGGAGGGCAGGAUAUAAAUAAAUGAUGAUGAUGAUGAUGUCCGGCGGGGGGGCGGGGGCAUCAGGGUUUUAGAGAUGCUUUGGUAGGGCACUGAUCUACUCCAAACCCCUGCCGGUGUCUUCUUGUUUUUUGUAAACAGCUUUAUUAUAAAUCUUGCGAUAUAAAUAACCUGAAAACUCAUCUUUCCCUCUCUUGUUUCUCCAAUGCGCCCCCCCCCCAAACCCCCCAAAACCUGAUCAAUGAUACUCUGGGGUCACUGAGUGCAAACUCUUCACAUGCUCAGAAGUGCUCUCUCCAUUGUCUCUUCGGACUCUUGGUGGUGCAGAAUUGGGUCUUGGGUACAUCGAGACAGAGGAAGCUGCUUUCUACUGAACCAGGCCACUGGCCCACCUGGCCUGAUCUUGUUUACGCCAUGCUUUCGGGUUUCGGGGAGGGGGUACCUCCCCAGUUCUUCCUAGAGACCCCAGGCGUCGAAUCAGGGUCCUUCUGCAUGCCAAGCAGAGCUGUGGGUGGAGAAGACUCCUGAUGAGAGUCUUCUGGGUUCUUCUGAAGGGGAUGGCGGUGUUCUUGGGUGUCAGGAGCUGAGGAACAUGUCAGCGAAUGCUGCUAUCCUCCCGAAAGGGGGGUGGAGGGUUGGCGCUGCAAAUUUUGGUGCGUCCCUAGGGAGUACAGGGUGGGGGUGCCAAGCUUGGAAUAGCUACUUGCGUGGGAGCCUCUCUUUUGGUUUUUAGUUUUAUUUGCACAUAGGCAAAGGGAGGUGUGAAGAUUGCACAAUGUUUUAACCAUAAAGUCUGGUAGCUGUGCGGUACAGAAGGAAGUUGGGGGGGGGGCAUAGUUAGAACAGGGUGAAUGUUGCAGCCUUGAUUCUUCCUCUCUCCUCACCCGCUCCCUCCAACAUUGUUCCUCUGACGCUUUAUCUCGCCUAGACGCCCAUUCUGCCCCGCUUUUGGGACCCACAUUGGGCAUCUCAGAAAGAUGAAGGGGCCAUUUGGUACCCAGUUUAUAUAUCUGAGUUUCUAAAAUUGCUCGCUGCUGGAAGUGAAGUUACAGGGAACCAGAGGGCCUUCUCAGUGGUAGCACCCUCCCAUCUGAAGAACUACAGUGGUACCUCGGGUUACAGACGCUGUAGGUUACGUGUUUUUGGGUUGCGCACUGCACCGAACCUGGAAGUACCAGAACAGGUUACUUCCGGGUUUCGGCGCACAUGCAGAAGCGCUAAAUCGCGCUUGGCGCAUGCGCAGAAGCACCGGGUUGCGAUCUGUGUGUGCGCAGACGUGGCGCUGCGGGUUGAAAUGUGCCUCCCGCACGGAUCACAUUCGCAACCCGAGGUUCCACUGUAUACAACUUUCAGAAGACAUCUGAAGGCAUCCCUGUAUCGGGAAAUUGUUAAAGUUUGAAGUUUUAUUGUGUUUUUAUAUCUGUUGGCAACCCGGUCAGAUGGGCGGGCUCCAAAUAUAACAAUACAGUGGAACCUCAGUUGCCGAACAAUUCGGAACCCGAACGCUGACAACCCGGAAACGAAUGCUUCCGUUUUCGAAAGCGCCUCAGAGGUCAAAUGGCUUCUGAGGUGCGUUUCUCCAUUUUUUAAAGGAAUAUCCAGUCUUCCAGAACCGAUUACAUUUCACAACCGAGGUUCCACUGUACAGUGGUACCUCGGGUUCCAUUCGCUUCAGACUCUGCUAACCCAGAAAUAGUACCUCAGGUUAAGAACUUCGCUUCAGGGUGAGAACAGAAAUCGCGCGGUGGCAGCAGGAGGCCUCAUUAGCUAAAGUGGUGCUUCAGGUUAAGAACAGUUUCAGGUUAAGAACGGACCUCCGGAAUGAAUUAAGUACUUAACCUGAGGUACCACUGUAAUGAUAACAACAACAACAACUAUUUAACAGCCUCCCUAGCUUAUAUAUCUGAGUUUCUAACAUUGCUCUUACGAUGUCAUUAUGUCCUUAAAUCAUGCUAUGGUGAGGUGAGGUGAGUGGAUACAGUGGAAAGAAUGAGAUUCCCACCUGAGGAUGCUUUUAAAGCAGGGGUUGGCAAGGUUUACUCCAGUGGAGAUCCCUCUGUGGGCCGGAUCGUGCGCGUGCCCAUGAUUUCCGGCGUCUGUGUUUGUGCAGGCGCGAUUUCCGGUGCCGCAGAAGUGAGUCCCCACGCCGCGCUUUGCUGGUUUAGUGCAGCGCAUGGAGACUCGCCAAGUGGGUGGCCCGGUUUGGGGGCCGGUUAAACGACCGCUGUGGGCCGCUUGUGGCCCAUGGGCCUUAGGUUGCCAACCCCUGUUUUAAAGCGUCAAGGCCUAAAACACACUUGAUGAUUUCUCUCUUUGUCACCCUGCUGGAAGGGGAAGAGUUGCCUCGAUGUUUCUAGGGCGGCCUUUCGGGUUUCCGUAGCAACCAGGCAGGAGAGACAAGGUGUGUCUCUUCUGCAUCAAUAGAUUUUUGAUGGGUGCUCUCCCCCCUCCUAGCUUUCCCAUGAAAAUUCCCUGGAAUAAGGUUUGCUGCUGAGGGGGCAGAAUAUGCAUUGGGGGCCUGGUGGGGAGGAAGGGCCUCCUCUCAUAGCCAGUGGCCCAAUGGAGGAGUGUGGCCUUGAGCCCAGACUUAGCCCCAGAAUGUGUGGGAUGAGGAGACUGUCCUCUGAGCAUGUACAAAGGGGUUUUUUGGGGGGGAGAAGGAGCACGCUGCAUGAAAACGUUAAUGUUUUGUAUGAUAAUUGUUCUUCUUCUUUAUGGCAUAAUGCAUAUUUUUUGUAAAUUUGAAAGUACAACCAACGAAACAUCGAGCAAAAAUAUGCCAUAGGAAAGAAGAAUAAAAAUAAAGGAUUUUUAAAAAUGAAGUUUAAAAAAAAGAAUGAAUAGUUUCAAAUAUAUUCCAUAGUGGGAUGCACAGUUCACAUUUAUACAAAAUGUAUCAAGGUUUCAAAAACAUUGCCAGAUAAAAUCGUAUUUGGUAGUCUGUUUGUGUUAUAUAUUGUAUGUAUAGUGUAGGGUAAUAUAUUUAUGUUUUUAAAUGCAAAACAAGUUACCUUUUAAGUAACUAAGUGACUGCUAAUAAGAAUAAGAAUAAUACAGAAAAGCUUCUCUUCUUCCCACCCCCCAAGCUGAGAAUUAGAGACAAGUCAGAAGUCCAGAGCCCCCAAAUCUAUUUUUAAAAGAAAAUUAAAAUGCGCUGCCUUUGCAUCUGUUGCCAUCUUGACUUUACUGGGUGAUUUAGUUAUUUUUAAUGAUCUGACAAUAUGACUUUGCUCUGAGGAUGCCUUUGUAGGUGUGAAAAGGCAGCUGUAGCUGUUUUUAAUUAUAAAUAAUUCCAAAGCGUUGGCUGCACCGCAGUGAUAACUCAGAAGCCUCAUCACCCCCGUUCCUGCUUACCGAUAUUGUUCGUGUUAUUAAUUUACAGCUUGCCUUUUUCAGAAAAGCGCACGAGCCGUCCUCCCAUGAAAUCAGGGUAACACAAAGCACACACGUCCCCUCCUCUAUCUCAGGGGUAGAGAACACUUGCUAGGCAUGUAGGAGGUCCCUGGUUCAACCCUUGACAGUUCCAGGUAGGUCUGGGAGAGACUCCCUGCCAGAAACCCUGGAGAGGAGCUGCUGCUGCUGCUGCCAGUCAGUGUAGACAGUACUAAGCUAGAUGGGCUCAGUGGUUUGGCUUAGCAUAAGGCAGCUUCCUGCGUGCUUUCUCCAAAAAUACAUUUCCAUUUUCUUUUCUUUUUUUAAAAAAGAUAUUUAUUAGGAGUUUACAAGUUACAGAAAAAGAAAGAGAACAAUAAAAAAUUAAACAAAACAAAACAAUACCUUACAAUACAUCAAAAAAAACAAAAACAAAAAACAAAAAAUCCAAUACAAUAAAACAACGAAAAAACAGAACAAAAACAUUUAAAAACACAUCCAGCCUUUCCAUGUCUUUACCUUUCAUAUACUUGUUUCAUCGACCUCCUCACACCUCCCUUUUUGUAUUCUAGUUCAAUUAGCUAUUUCAGCAAGUCCUUUCCAUCUUUCUCAAUUUUCGUUCUAAAAUUUAACUUAAGACACUCUAACCUUAAAUUUUCCACUUUGGUCCAUUAACAAUCUAUUUUUACUUAAUUCUUUAUAACAUUUCUGCUAAAGCCAUAUAGCUUCGUUCCAGCAUCCUUCUAACAUUCAUUAAUUUUGCAAUAUUUCUGUAAAUAUACUUUAAAUUUUUUCCAAUCUUCUUCCACCGACUCUUCUCCCUGGUCUCGGAUUCUGCCAGUCAUUUCCGCCAGUUCCAUGUAGUCCAUCAGCUUCAUCUGCCAUUCUUCCCUGGUAGGUAGAUCUUGUGUCUUCCAGUGCUUUGCGAUAAGUAUUCUUGCUGCUGUUGUGGCAUACAUGAAAAAAAUUCUAUCCUUCUUUGGCACCAAUUGGCCUACCAUGUCCAAGAGAAAGGCCUCUGGUUUCUUUAGAAAGGUAUAUUUAAAUACCUUUUUCAUUUCAUUAUAGAUCAUCUCCCAGAAUGCCUUAAUCUUUGGGCAUGUCCACCAAAGGUGAAAGAAUGUACCUUCAGUUUCAUUACAUUUCCAACAUUUAUUAUCGGGCAAAUGGUAAAUUUUUGCAAGCUUGACUGGUGUUAUGUACCACCUAUAAAUCAUUUUCAUUAAAUUCUCUUUUAAGGCAUUACAUGCCGUAAACGUCAUACCAGUGGUCCAUAACUGUUCCCAGUCAGCCAUCAUAAUAUUAUGUCCAACAUCUUGUGCCCAUUUAAUCAUAGCAGAUUUCACCAUUUCAUCUUGAGUAUUCCAUUUCAGUAGCAAGUUAUACAUUCUUGACAAAUUCUUAACUUUAGGGUCUAACAAUUCUGUUUCCAAUUUUGAUUUUUCCACCUGGAAGCCUAAUUUUUUGUCCAAAUUAUAUGCCUCCAUUAUUUGAUAAUAAUGGAGCCAAUCUCGUACUCUGUUUUUUAAUUUUUCAAAGCUCUGCAAUUUUAAUCUGUCUCCCUCUUGUUCCAAGAUUUCCCAAUACUUCGGCCAUUUGGCCUCCAUAUUGAGUUUUUUUCUGAGCCUUUGCUUCCAUUGGUGACCACCAUCUUGGGGUUUUAUUUUCUAACAAGUCCUUAUAUCUUAUCCAAACAUUAUACAGUGCUUUUCUGACAAUAUGGUUUUUAAACGCUUUGUGUGCUUUAACCUUAUCAUACCACAGGUAUGCAUGCCAACCAAAUACAUUGUUGAAACCUUCCAAAUCCAACACAUCCGUGUUUCCAAGAAGCAUCCAUUCUCUCAGCCAACAAAAUGCGGCUGAUUCAUAAUAAAGUUUAAGGUCUGGCAGGGCAAAUCCACCUCUUUCUUUAACAUCUGUUAAUAUCUUAAAUUUUAUUCGAGGUUUCUUGCCCCGUUUCCAUUUUCUUUCCGUAAAUAUACUUUUAAAUUUCAUUUUGUAAUGUAUAUAAAACAGAGAACCAAAGUUAAGAGCUGAAAGUUAAAAGAUGAAAAGCAAAGCUAUAAAACAGGCACGGAGAAUUGAGUCCGAUUGCACAUGGGUUCAAAUAACAAAGUCCAAGUAAAGAAUAUUUGUGUCAUCUGAUUAUCUGGUUCCAGACUUGCCAAGCUUGGGACAAGAGUUGUAUUGAAAAUGUUGGCUCUGUUGCGCAUGUAAUAAAGGAAUACCAAAUCAUGUUAAAAGGGCCUGGUCCUUGUCAAAAUACCAAAUUAUGCGUAAUUUUAUCCAUUCUAGCUCUGUUCCAGAGUGAUUGGUACCAAGCACCCAGAGUGAGAUUUUGGGCCAUUUCCCACUGAGUUGCAAAUAACUAUGCCAAGAUCAUAUAGGACACCAAUUCUUUUGGCACUAUAUCUACAUUGGCACCAUCAGAAACAUUAAUUUUGGACAGCAAGCCAUGGUUUCUUUAGUAACCUGUCUCGUUUCCGUCAAAAUUAAGUUCCAGGAAUCUUGCGUCGACUUACCGGUACAUUCACAUCCUAAAUAGAAUAGAAUUUAUUAUUUAUACCCUGCCCAUCUGGCUGGGUUUCCCCAGCAACUCCGGGCGGCUUCCAACAGAGUAUUAAAAUACAGUUUUCUGUUAAACAUUAAAAGCUUCUCUAAAGAGGGCUGUCUUCAGAUGUCUUCUAAAAGUUUGGUAGUUGUUGUUCUCUUUGACAUCUGAUGGGAGGGUGUUCCACAGGGCGGGCGCCACCACCAAGAAGGCCCUCUGCCCGGUUCCCUGUAACUUCACUUCUUGCAGUGAGGGAACCGCCAGAAGGCCCUCAGAGCUGGACCUCCGUGUCCGGGCAGAAUGAUGGGGUGGAGAUACUCCUUCAGGUUUACUGGACCGAGGCCGUUUAGGGUUUUAAAGGUCAGCACCAACACUUUGAAUUGUGCUCGGAAGCAUACUGGGAGCCAAUGUAGGUCUUUCAAGACCAGUGUUAUGUGGUCCCGGCGGCCACUCCCUGUCACCAGUCUAGCUGCUGCAUUCUGGAUUAGUUGUAGUUUCCAGGUCACCUUCAAAGGUAGCCCCACGUAGAGCGCAUUGCAGUAGUCCAAUCAGGAGAUAACUAGAGCAUGCACCACUCUGGCGAGACAGUCUGUGGGCAGGUAGGGUCUCAGCCUGCGUCCCAGAUGGAGCUGGUAAACAGUUGCCCUGGACACAGAAUUGACCUGCGCCUCCAUGGACAGCUGUGAGUCCAGAAUGACUCCCAGGCUGCACACCUGGUCCUUCAGGGGCACAGUUGCCCCAUUCAGGACCAGGGAGUCCCCCCCACCCGCCUGCCCCCUGUCCCCCCAAAACAGUACUUCUGUCUUGUCAGGAUUCAACCUCAAUCUGUUAGCCGCCAUCCAUCCUCCAACCGCCUCCAGACACUCACACACGACCUUCACCGCCUUCACUGGUUCUGAUUUGAAAGAGAGUUAGAAUGUACCAAGUUCAUUGCAGCAACAAUCUCCAACCAUUAGGUGAUAUGGAAGGAAGCAAUUCUGACAUUUGCAAAGGAGUGCGAUACCAUCUGUGUAGCAAUUUCAAGGUGUUUUCCCUAAGAAAACUGGGAACGGAUGUUAAGGGUUGCUAUUUCCAAACUUUCAAACUUGUGGUUUUCUCUCCCUCCAGACCCUGGCUGGGCAUCAAUUAAUCGCGGAGUGCUGGUCUGCGACGAAUGUUGCAGCGUCCAUCGCAGUCUGGGGCGCCAUAUAUCCAUCGUCAAGCACCUUCGUCACAGCCCUUGGUCGGCCACCUUGUUGCAGGUGAGUGGGGGCACCUUUUGGGAUGCGGGCGGAGGGACAGUGGCAUCCCCAGAAUGGUGGCACAAAGCUGAUUUUUUUUUAAAAAAAUUCUUUAUUAAUUUAAAAUAAAUACAUGUAUGAAAAACAGACGUACAUACAAGUAAACAAACAUACAAUCAAACCAAUAACAGAAAAAUCAAACAAACCAUCACUCUUCAGAUAUAAGAAGGUUAAUAUAAUUAUCAUCAUAUAUACUCCUGGUAUUGAACACAAUUAUAACAUUUAUAGAAAAGAAAUUUAAAACUGACUUCCAGUUAAUCUCACUGAACUUUGUCUAUCCAUUACUUUAUACCGUACAGUUACGUAUUUCUCAUAUAAUUUCUUUUUACCUCCCUACAAACUUAUAUUUAUACAAUACAGGGAUCAGUCUAAUUCUGCCAAGAUGUUUCCUUUUAUUCCAUAGUUUUCUAAAUAUUCUUUAAAGAUUCUCCAAUCCUUAUAGACUUGUUUUGGUUGGCUGAUUUUGAAGCGUAGUCUGCUAUUACCGUAUUGGCCCGCAUAUAAGCCGCAUCCGAAUAUAAGCCGCAUCCGAAUAUAAGCCGCAACUUUAAAAUUCAGCGGCUUUGGGGAUGUUUGGGAACAGCAGGAGGGCUGAGCACCAUUGCCCCGUGGUCCUGGGCUGCUUUCUGGGGGGGUGGGGAGCUGCGCCACUUUGCCGGAGGCAUAAGGUCAUGAAUAUAAGCCACACUUUAACUUUUCACGAUCAGAAUUUGGAAAAAAAAGUGCAGCUUAUAUUCAGGCCAAUACAGUAUUAUUAUUAUUAUUAUUAUUGUUAUUGUUAUUGUUAUUGUUAUUGUUAUUAUUAACAUUUGUAUACCACCCUAUGCCUGUAGAUCUCAGGGCGAUUUACAACCUAAAAUUACAAUAUAAAAAAAGACAAAAUAUUCCAUAAUCCAUAUGCAGAAAUGGCGAAACUUACCGGAAGAAUAAGAAAUCAAGAUAGCAAACUUUCUAUAAAAGAAUGGAAAUGGUUUAUUGAAUAUUUACAGAUAAAUUGUAAACAGAUUUAAAACAUUGGCAGGAUUAUUGUAAUAACCUGCUGUUUCAUAAGGUAUAUAUUUAAAGAAGAUGAAUGAAUGAACAAAUUAAGUUAAUUUGGAUAUGCAGAAGAUAUUAAAAAUAAAUUUAAGGAACCGCAGACAGUGGGGGAAGGAAGUCAAGUUUUGAAAUGUCAAAAUGGUUGUAAAAUCAGUGAAAUGUAUAAAGGCCUGGUUAAAGAGGAAUUGUAAUCUCCUUGGGGGCAGGGGCCUGUCUCUUCCAUCUCUCUUUCCGGCACACCAAAAUGCAAUAAAAAAAAUUAUUAAAAGGAUCCCCAGUGAAGGAAGGUUGCAGUGUUCAAAUUAGAAAGAAGGCAAAUCAGAGGCGAUGUGAAAGAAGCUUCUAAACUUGCAUAUGGCAUAAUUGUGUGUCCAUGUGCUGGAACUCAUAGACAUCCAAUGCAGCUGCGUGUUGGGUGAUUCGGGACAGACCAAAGGCAGGACUUCUUUACACAAUUAAACUGUGGAACUCCCUGCCUCAUGAGGCAGUGACAGCCACUGAGUUGGAUGCCUUUAAAAGAGAAAUGGACUAAUUCAUGGCGGAGGAGGCUAUCAAUGGCAACUAGCCACAGUGGCUACUAUCUGCCUGCACAGUCAGAGGCAGAAAUGCUUCUGAAUACCAGUUGGGACACGGGUGGUGCUGUGGGUUAAACCACAGAGCCUAGGGCUUGCCGAUCAGAAGGUCGGCGGUUCGAAUCCCCACGACGGGGUGAGCUCCCGUUGCUCGGUCCCUGCUCCUGCCAGCCUAGCAGUUUGAAAGUACGUCAUGUGCAAGUAGAUAAAUAGGUACCACUAACGGUGUUUCCUUGCGCUGCUCUGGUUCACCAGAAGCGGCUUAGUCAUGCUGGCCACAUGACCCAGAAGCUGUACGGCCAAUAAAGCGAGAUGAGCGCUGCAACCCCAGAGUCGUCCACGACUGGACCUAAUGGUCAGGGGUCCCUUUACCUUUACCAGUUGAUGGAAGGAAGCCACAGCAGGCAAAAGUGCUCUCGUGUUUGGGUCCUACUUGAGAGUUUUGUACUGGGGCAUCUGUUUGGCUACCAUGAGAACAGGAUUCUGGCGUAGGGGGCCCUCUUUGGCCUGAUCUAUCAGGCUCUCCUUAUGUUCCUAAACAAGUUUUGCUCAGCUUUGGGGCUGGGGGGGACCAGGCCACAGUCUUUGCAGGAGUUCUGGGGGCACUGGGGAGGCAGACCAUGUAAUCAUUCAGAGAGGACAUUCAAGGCCUGUAUUGUUAAAAAGCAAUGAACAGCAGGUAUUAAAAGCAAUCGAAAGAUACGGUAAUUAUGAGCAGCAACAUGCCGAAAAGGACACAUAUUUUGAUCUCCACAUUCUACACGCCUGGAUGACAUAAUAAUAAUAAUAAUAAUAAUAAUAAUAAUAAUAAUAAUAAUUUAUUAUUUAUACCCCGCCCAUCUGGCUGAGUUUCCCCAGCCACUCUGGGCGGCUUCCAAUAGAGUGUUAAAAACAAUACAGCAUUAAAUAUUAAAAACUUCCCUAAACAGGGCUGCCUUCAGAUGUCUUUUAAAGAGAAGAUAGCUGCUUAUUUCCUUCACAUCUGAAGGGAGGGUGUUCCACAGGGUGGGCGCCACUACUGAGAAGGCCCUCUGCCUGGUUCCCUGUAACCUUACUUCUCGCAAUGAGAGAACCGCCAGAAGGCCCUCAGCGCUGGACCUCAGUGUCUGGGCUGAACGAUGGGGGUGGAGACGCUCCUUCAGGUAUACUGGACCGAGGCCGUUUAGGGCUUUCAAGGUCAGCACCAACACUUUGAAUUGUGCUCGGAAACGUCCUGGGAGCCAAUGUAGGUCUUUCAAGACCGGUGUUAUGUGGUCUCGGCGGCCGCUCCCAGUCACCAGUCUAGCUGCCGCAUUCUGGAUUAGUUGUAGUUUCCAGGUCACCUUCAAAGGUAGCCCCACGUAGAGCGCGUUGCAGUAGUCCAAGCGGGAGAUAACUAGAGCAUGCACCACUCUGGCGAGACAGUCCGUGGGCAGGGAGGGUCUCAUCCUGCGUACCAGGUGGAGCUGGUAGACAGCUGCCCUGGACACAGAAUUAACCUGCGCCUCCAUGGACAGCUGUGAGUCCAAAAUGACUCCCAGGCUGCACACCUGGUCCUUCAGGGGCACAGUUACCCCAUUCAGGACCAGGGAAUCCUCCACACCUGCCCGCCCCCUGUCCCCCCAAAACAGUACUUCUGUCUUGUCAGGAUUCAACCUCAAUCUGUUAGCCGCCAUCCAUCCUCCAACCGCCUCCAGGCAUGUGCCUGUAGCAGGCACCGAAAACGAGUACACCAACUUCAACAGGCAGGGAGUUCCACAGAGGUUGGUUUCUUACAAGCAUGUUAAAAGGAGAAUUUAUUCUGGCACCUGUAACAAAAAGCAGUUCCACAGGCCAAAGCAGUCAGAUGAACGUCGAUGCAACAAGGUGAUCCUGCAGGUAAACUGGCCAUUUCCCUGUUGAUUUUUCUCUCCUCCUUUUUUUCUUCCCACUCUCCCAAUCCCUGCCCUCCGGUCCUCAGAUGGUCCACACCCUCGCGAGUAACGGUGCCAAUUCUAUAUGGGAACACUCGCUGCUUGAUCCGGCGCAGGUCCAGAGCGGGAAGCGUAAGGCUAACCCACAGGAUAAAGUCCAGUGAGUCCUGGUGAAUUGGAGGAGGGGGUAGAUGGGGAGAGGUUGGGGGGGUACCUACCUGGGGAGAUGGGCUCAUUCCCCCAAGGAAGAAUGGCAGUGGGCAUUGACCAUUCUGUAAUUUUUGUGGGGGUUACGGGGUGCGUAGAGAAGGGAGGGGCCUGCUGGAUGAUGCCAGCUGUAAUUAUGAUUUUCUGGUACAUCCCUAACAGUGGCACCUUAGAGACCAACUAAGUUUGUUAAUGGUAUGAGCUUUCGUGUGCAUGCACACUUCUUCAGAUACACAUUCUUCAGGUGUGUAUUUGAAGAAGUGUGCAUGCACAUGAAAGCUCAUACUAAUAACAAACUUAGAUGGUCUCUAAGGUGCUACUGGAAGGAAUUUUUUGUUUUGUUUCGACUACAGCAGACCAACAUGGCUACCUACCUGUAACUGGUACAUCCCUGUCUUACUCAGAAUGCCAAUGUUGGACCAUUUAGCCUCCACUGACAACUCAUUCUUAACUGGAACCAUUUAAAAAAAUAAUCAUUGUUUGACAGUUACUAACAACUCCACUGCCCCAGAUAAGAUUGCUGCAAAUUGUAACAAUCUGCAAGAAAAUACAACUUAGUGUAAAAUUGCAAUAUUUCUUCUAAAAACCUCUCAAAAUCUACUUGAAUUUGCUUUCGUGGGAUGUCAAUAUUACAUAGGAGCAGCCAGUUUUGCCAGAAUUGUUUUAUGUAUUCACUUGCAAUUCUGGCUCUUGAGGCAUCGGUUUUUUUGCCACUGUAGCCAAAUCCCAAAUUUUAUUAAGCAUUCAUUCCAAGAAUGUAACUUUUGAGCCAUUAGCAGAUAGGAUGUAAGUCCCUUAAAUGUUCUUUGCAUGUGAUAGGCAGUGUACAGUUGAGCAGUAUCGACGCUGGAUCUAAGGGAAAAUCGCAUUUCAAUAUUUUUCUUAUCAUUUUUAUCACCCAUCUGGAAUUGGAAGGUAGAUCAUGCAACCCAAAGGAUGAGGGCAGCUCAAUUUUAAAGCUCUUCCUUUAACUCUGUACAGAGUUAAAUCUGCUUUUGCCAACCUGAUGGCUUCUCAGAGGUUUUGGACUACAUCUCCCAUCAGCCCUAGGCAGCCUGGCUUUGUCUUGGACUGCACCUGUGCUGAUUGGGAGUUGUAGUCCAAAACCUCUGAAGAGCGCUAGGUUAGGGACAGCUAGGUUCUACACACUCUCCCAAGGCCUCUCUGAUCACCGAAUCAUAGACAUGUAGAGUUUUAAGGGACCCUGGGGGUCAUCUAGUCCAACCCUCUGCAACACAGGAACCUUUUGCUUAACAUGGGACUCGAACCCACAACCCUUUGAUUAAGAGUUUCAUGCUCUACCGACUGAGCUAUCCCUUAUGCCUCUAUUCUUUAUCUGCGGCCAUAUUCCUGGCCUACUCAGACAUCUCAGCCUCCCGCAAGGGCCCUUUUAAUAGUUCUGCAAACGAAGCGGGGAACUAAUUUUGAACUUGCUGACUGCAGCAGAGAGAGGAGAGACUCAAGAGCUCUGUCUAUUUUGGAGCGGACGUCUGAAAGGGUUGGAAAAGGAGCAGGACCAGCUCCGGUUGCAGAAGACACCCGACAAAGUCAUAACUCCGCCUUUGCCAGAUGUUUCGGACUACAACUCCCAUCAUCCCCAGCAGGCAUGGCUAUCUGAUGCUGGGGCUGAUGGGAAUUGUAGUGCAAAGCAUCCAAAGGGCACCAGAUCAGGCAGAAGCGGAGUUAAGAUUUCCAUGAACACCGUCGGUCAUUUCCACACUUCACCCAAUAACUUAGAGGGCUCAAACUCUUUCAGAAAUGAUGUGUGGGUCGUCUGAGGAGGUAAGGAACCCACAGAUAAUUUCUGACAGCGUUUGAGCUACUGCAAAAUCAAAGGGAGUUUAUUUUGCCCUUCGCAGAGCUUGCAUUUCCAAGUUUCAUUCUGUUCUUGCUCUGCACAUCGCUCUGAUGGCUUUAAAUUCUGACGCCACCUGUCAGCUUAGCUGCACUUCCUUCAUUGCACGGGGUUGGACUAAAUGACCUUUGGGAUCCCUUCCAGCUCUACAUUUCUACAUGAUGAUGAUGAUGAUGAUGAUGAUGAUGAUGGAAGAAGGCAAAAACAAUGAAUAGCUGUCAAAGUGUUUUGUAGGUCUCUAUGUUCAGUUGCAUUUCUUGGUAUUAUGAUUAUUGGGGUUUUCUGCUUUGCAGGCAGUCUUCCACUUCCACAUUUUGUUGUUUUUAAUAAAAUGUUCAAACCAAGAAUUAAAGCCUUCCCAGGGCAGGGCCCGAAGCUUGUGCUGGAGGAGGUGGAGCAGAGAGGGAAAGAGUGCCUCUGGUCAUGUGCAGAGGUGCUCUUAGCCCUCAUUAUCCAGAAGCUUGACGAGCUUCCAGGCUACCUGAGUCUUUUCUAGGCCACUGUUAUCAAUAAAUCCCUGUUGGGGAGAAAGCAGCAUCACACCGUUGUAACAGUCUUGGCUUCCCCCAGAGAAUCCUGGGAACUGUAGUUCGUUGUUAGGCGAUCCCUCCCCCUGUGCCCUUCACACAGCCACGAUUCCCAGAGUUCCCUGAAAAAGAGGAAUUGAUGGUCACACCACUUUACACCACAAUUGUACUUCCGUGAGGGUGAGAAUGGGGAGUGUCACCUAAUAACGCUCAACACUCAUGACAAACUACAGAUCCCAGGAUUCCUUCUGGGGAGGAAAGCCAUGCUUGUUUAAAGUGGUAUAAUCAUGCUUUAAAUCUGUAGUGCGGACAGCGCCUUAGUGUGACUCCUCACUGAUCUGCUCCUGUUCUGUAUCUCAGCCCCACCAAGUCUGAAUUCAUCCGUGCCAAAUACCAGAUGCUGGCCUUUGUCCACAAGCUCCCGUGCCGAGACGACGACGGCGUCACCGCCAAGGACCUCAGCAAGGUAGACACUUCUGUGUGCACACCUGAAAGGGGUUUACGAAAAGAACAACUCCAGGGAACCAUCAGAGUUAAAAGCAGUGCUUUUUUUCUUAAAAAAAAUGUUUAGGGGUACUCUCAUUUCCCUACUUAUAUUGAAAUUCUGCCCCUCAGUGAGGCCAAACUUAGAUUCACAAAAUGUUUAGGGGUAUGCGUACCCCUGUGUCCCCCCCAGCACUGGUUAAAAGCAACAAUUUAAAAUAAUUCAAAAAAUAGUAAUUGGAAUAAGCUAAAAACCAGAUGAAAACACAUGUCAGGCUUUGCCUAAGCAAAGAAGUUUUUAGCAGCUGCUGAAUGGAGUACACAGCGAAGGUGCCUGACUGAUGUCACUAGGCAGGGAGUUCCAAAGGACAGGAGCUGCCAGGCUAAAAUACGGAUUUCUUACAAAUGAAGAAUGAGUAUUGUGUGGCAUCUGUAGCCAUACCAGCUUCCCAGCCUGAAGUGGUUGAGAGGAAUUAAAUGGGGUAUAUGAGCUCUUGUUUUCCGGGGUCUUCGUCCCUCGGUUUGUGGGGGGCUGGCCUGUUUGUGUGCGCACAUGUUUGUAGAUAGCUUUGUGUUUCCUUCCACCUGACCUCUUUCCUCCCCGUCCUCCUUCCUCCGCAGCAACUGCAUUCAAGCGUCCGGACGGGGAACCUGGAGACCUGCUUGCGCCUUCUUUCCCUGGGCGCCCAGGCCAACUUCUUCCACCCGGUGAGCCCCCGCCACUGCCCCAUCUCCCAGUGUCGGGUUUCUUAUCCUGCCGCACCCUGCUAGGUCUCGGAAUAUCUGCCCUUUUCGCUUAAUUGGCGGAGCCUGGCCAUAGAGAGAAAGAGUGCCUCUGGGCAUGUGCUGUGUGCGGUGGUAGAGCGAAAUCCUCUGCUUUUUGUAGGAGAAAGGGACGACGCCCCUGCACGUCGCUGCCAAGGCAGGCCAGAUCCUCCAGGCGGAGCUGCUCGUCGUCUACGGGGCGGACCCCGGGGCACCUGACGUGAACGGACGCAGCCCCAUCGAUUACGCCAGGUGAGGGUGUCAUGUAUAGCCCCACCCACUUCUGACUCUAGCACCUCCCACUGCUGGCCCAAUAUUGCCCAUCAACAGGGUGGUGCUGUGGUCUAAACCACUGAGCCUCUUGGGCUUGCCAAUCAGAAGGUUGGCGGUUUGAAUCCCUGCGACGGGGUGAGCUUCUGUUGCUCUGUCCCAGCUCCUGCCAACCUAGAAGUUUGAAAGAACACCAGUGCAAGUAGAUAAAUAGGUACCACUGCGACAGGAAGGUAAACGGCGUUUCCGUGCACUUUGGUUUCCGUCAUGGUGUCCUGUUGCACCAGAAUCGGUUUAGUCCUGCUGGCCACAUGGCCCAGAAAUCUGUCUGUGGACAAACGCCGGCUCCCUCGGCCUGAAAGCAAGAUGAGCAUUGCAAGCGCAUAGUCGCCUUUGACUGGACUUAAUCGUCCAGGGCUUACUACUACUACUACUACUACUACUACUACAACUAAUAAUAAUAAUAAUUUAUUUAUACCCCAGCCACUCUGGGCGGCUUCCAACAAAAUAUUAAAAUACAGAAAAUACAGUAAUGCAUCAAACAUUAAAAGCUUCCUUUACCUUUUUCUCUUUACCUAUCAGCAGUCUAUUAGAUGGUUACCCAUUUGUGUUUCCUGGUUGCAGCAGAUCAUCUCUGUUGCGUUAAGUUUGUAACGAGUCCUGUUUACUGGUGUGGGUUUCUCUCUCUCUCUUUCUGGCCUACCUUGUCUGACCGUUGUCCUUCCCUCCCUCCCCACAGGCAGGCGUCUCAGCACGAACUGGCCGAGCGCCUGGUGGAAUGCCAGUACGAGCUGACGGACAGGCUGGCUUUCUACCUCUGCGGACGAAAGCCGGGUAAGAGAACGGCACACUGUUCCAGCGGGAGGGAGCUGAACCUCGGGGAUAACAACCUCCUACCACAGAAGCUUCCCGCUGAGCGGUCUGUCCAGCCUCCCUUCUGAACACAGAUGAGCUGGGGGCUCAGGGAGGGGUCCCUGUUCAAGACAAAACAGCUGCAGAGCGGAAACAGGGAAUCUGCCAUGCACUGAGCCAGACGACUGGCCCGCCUAGUCCAGUGUUGCCUGCCCUGCCUGGCAGGAGCUGUCCAGGAUUUCAGAUAAAGCAUCUCUCCCAACCCAGAUAUCCAAGAUUGCCGACAAGUUGCAACCCUCUGAGCCAGCAUACGGCUUUUCCUGUGCUCCUAUUUAAAUCGGCUCCUAAAUCAGAACCGUGAGGACUGACAGCUAAUUUCUAAGACAAAGGUUGCAGCUCGUUGGGAGAGCGUCUGCUUUGCAUGCUAGAGGCCCCAAAUUCAAUUCCCAGCAUCACCAGGUAGGGCUGAGAGAGACAGCUCCCCCUCCAAAAAAUAACCCUGCAGAGCCACAGCUGCCAGUUAGUGUAGACAACACUGAGCUAGAUGAACCAAUGAAUCUGAUUCGGGAUAAGGUGUUUUGCUAUGCUCGUGUGAUUCGCUCGUCCCUUCCCAAUACCCCCUUUUGUGCAAUAGUCAUACCUCGGGCUACAGACGCUUCAGGUUGCGUAUUUUUGGGUUACGGACCUGCCGAAACCCAGAAGUACCAGAAUGGGUUGCUUCCGGGUUUUGGUGGUUGCGCAUGCGCAGAAGUGCUAAAUUGCACUUUGCACAUGCACAGAAGUACCAAAUUGCAACCCGUGCAUGCGCAGACAUGCCACUGCGGGUUGCGAAUGCUGCGGGUUGCGAACGUGCAUCCUGCGCGGAUCAUGUUCGCAACCCGAGCGACCACUGUAUUGCUAUUUGUCUUGGUUUAUUAAAAAAUGUAGCGAUCGGAAUUAUGUUUACCGUUAAUGCAAGAGUGGCGUGACUUGAUUCUGUUUAGGAACUUCCUCUCUGUCGCUCUUCUCCCAGGAAACUUCACCACAGGGCCAUUGCUCUUUCGCUCACAUGUAAUGAUGGCAUGGCUAUUGUUGUUUAAAACCCUUACCUUUCCAAAUAAUUCCUGGCAUUUCCUGUUUCUGCUGCAGCAGAGCAAGUGGGAAUGUAUGUUUUGGUGGUGCUGCGGAACGAGCCAUCCUGCUAAUCUUUGUGGAACCAGGGAGUCGGCCCAGGGACCCCUAGCGGUCAUCUAGUCCAACCCCCUGCAAUGCAGGGGUCCCAGUGAGCCAGCGAACCUGCCUCUGUGCAAGGGGGGCAGGGCGACUGGAUUCAGAAAAGCCGCUUUUGAUCUCACUCAACCCAUUUCCUUUCUUUAUUUUGUCUCUCUACGCAGACCACAAGAAUGGGCAUUACAUCAUCCCGCAAAUGGCAGACAGGUGGGGAACAGUGACAAUUCAUGGCAUAUUCGUUCAAAAUGAAAUUGAAACCAUUUAACUCAACAGAACUGGCGGACCUGAUGCAGGGAGGCCAGCUAUUUCAAAGUCUGAUAGUCGUUUGCGCCCCCUGCUGCCUCCUUGCCUCUUGGCCUCCCACUUUGAGAACCACUGCCCUGGCCUCCUAAACCGCGUCGUGGUACAGUCGUACCUCGGAAGUCGAACGGAAUCCGUUCCGGAAGUCCGUUCGACUUCCAAAAUGUUCAGAAAUCAAAGCGUGGCUUCUGAUUGGCUGCAGGAAGUUCUUGCAGCCAAUCGGAAGCCCCGCUGGACGUUCGGGUCCCAAAGAACGUUCACAAACCGCAGCACUCACUUCCGGGUUUGCAGCGUUCAGGAGCAAAAACGGUGUUCGGGAUCCAAGCUACGACUGUAUUAUAGAAUUGUUGAGUUGGAAGGGACCCCCAGCGGUCAUCUAGCCCAACCCCCUGCAAUGCAGGAAUCUCACCCAAGGCAGGACCUGAACCCACAACCCUGCGUUUAAGAGUCUCAUGCUUGACCAACUGAGCUGUCUACAGCUGAAGCAAGAGCCUGCCCCAUCGUUGCUCCUCAGAUCUGACCUUUGGGUGCUUCUGCCUCGAGGGCUGAGUGGUGGUGGCUCCUCUGACGUCUCUGAGGAGGGUUCUUAAGUGGGUCGCUCUCACCCACCCCAAAGGGGGGGUCCUCUGCACCAGAUACAGGGGGCCCUGGCUGCUUGUCAAGGCUCCCAGACUGUGGUGUAUUUUGGUCUUAGAAGCAUAGAAUUGUACUGGAAGGGUUCCUGAGGGUCAUCUAGUCCAACCCCCUUCACUGCAUCCCUCGGCUCAGUUUUGGGCACGGUCUGGGUCAGUGUUAGGCAAGGAGAGACUGGCUUGAUAUCUUGACCCAGCGAGCACCUGCGAGACCUUCAGGAGGCGAGUGCGAAUCCCCACCCUUUGGCUACAUAACGCUCUGCUUUUGUUUUUUUUCUUAACAUCCUCACUUCUCUCUUUUUCCAACCCCUCGCUGCCUUUUCGGAGUUCAGAGUGCGCCCAAAAUGCAUGUCUCAAAGGUACCAAGGCUUCAGCUUCCGUCUGCAUGACGACACCAUCGCCCUGUGUGCCCCACACAUGCCCUCCAAAUUUCUGUGGGGUCUAGGGAGAUAUAACAUGGAUUAUCAGUGUCUGUUUUAUGGGGUGGGCUUGGAGGAGUUUGGAUGCAAAAUGGCAGGGAGGGUGGGAAUAAAUAGAAUAUUUUUGUGACCGUGUUUGGCCUGUCAGUCUCUCCCCACACCCCCAGUCUUCUGCAGGGCUGGAAAAACCCCAGGAUUAUGAAUGCUUAGAAGGUCGCCCUUGAGAGAAUCUGCCCAAGGGUCUAGGGAUGCGAAGAGAGCCUGACUGCUGGAGCCCACCUAGUCCAGCACCUGCUUCUCUUUGUGGCUAGCCAGAUUUGGCUAAAUGCCGCCACCACUGGCGGCAAGCAAAGUCGUAUGGAAACCGGACAGAAGUGUGAUAUAAAUGGGUAUAAGAAGGGCCUAUAAUCUCCAGCGCGCUCUCACCUGCGUCCAUCGGUCUGUAGAUGAACCUGCCUCCCCCCUCAAUUAUUAUGAUAAUAAUAAUAAUAAUAAAUUUUUAUUUAUACCCUACCCUUCCCGGUUCAGAAAACUGGGCUCAAGGCGGCUAACAACAAAUUUAAAACACUUAAUUGUGAUACAACAAAAAAACAGCAUAAAAUACAGUACAAAAGUGUGAUAACAAUAAAUUCAAAGUUCUAAAAUCAAUUUAGGGGGGAAAUCCAUCCAAUAAACAUGAAAUGAUCACCUGGGCUGGCUGGCUAAAUUAGUCCUAUUUGGGCCAACAAGGAGACCAGGGGAGAAUUAGCUGUGGGUAAUCUUCAUAAAAAGGGGAGGGGGAGGGAAGGAAGGGGAAUAAAAGAUCAGGCUAAAUUCAGAUUGAAAGCCAGGCGGAAUAGCUCUGUCUUACAGGCCCUGCGGAAUAAAACUGUAGAGUUGGCAGGGUUCCCCAAAGGUCAUCUAGCCCAACCCCAGGAAUCCCAGCUAAGGAAUCCCUGACCAAUGGUCAUCCACCCUCACCUUAAAAAUCUCCAACCCUUACAAAUCUGUUAGUCGCAACUUCUUCGUUGGGGGGAUUCUGCAGAUUUGAACGGUCUGGCGCCAGGCAUCGUUUGGAGGAUGUAAGGGGUGUGUGUGUGUUGGUGGGGUGCAUGGAAAUGGGCAUUGAUCCCCGAUUUCAUUUCCGCUGGAAGAAGAUUGACGGCUUCUUUGCCCUUCUCCCCAACAGCUUGGACCUCUCUGAGCUCGCCAAAGCAGCCAAGAAGAAACUGCAGGCGGUGAGUCUUCUUCCAGGGAUUAUUGAGGGCGGUUCUGGGUUUUGUUGGGGGGGGGGCGAGGCUCCUGGGUGGGGUGUCAUAAGCCUGUCCCAGAGAGUCAGGAGGCCCCCGUGGCCAAUUCAAAAAUGGAUCUCCCUGCCCCAGGCUUUCUCCCCCCUUGAAAACGUGUUGUUUUAUUUCCCCUGAACUGGGGAGCCAACAUGCCCCCCUCCAGAUGUUGCUCAAGGAUGGGAGUUGGGAGAUACAGACCUCCAACAUCUGGAGGCCCUGCAGAUUCCCUCCCUGAAAUAAGGGCAUUCCCCUGCCUCUGGAGGGAAAACCUCUUUUAAAUAGAAGCAUUGCUUCUUGGGGUGGGGGGGUGCCUCUUUUGAAUAAAGACGUUCCUUCUCUCUCUUGGGGGGCAGUUUCUUCCAAAUAGAGGCAUUCCUCCUCUACUUGCUUUUUAAAAGUGACCGUGCUUUUCCGUGUAUAAGACUAGGUUUUUAAAAAAUAAAAAAUAAGCUUUAAAAACUGGGGGGUGAUUGGUUGCAGCCGCGAGCUGCAGAUUGUCAUUGGGGAUUUGUGGUGUGAUUGGCGGCUGCGGCAAGGGCGGCUGAGGACGGGCUGCCGCUGCGGCAAUUGUGCUUGCUAUUUCCUUCUGCUGUUGGUGACUGGGCAGAUGCUUGUAGCAGACGCGAGCGAUUGUUAGCUGGCGCAAGUGAUUGCAAUCGUCAGGUUAGUGAUUUACUGCGUUCACACCCGCACCUCACCCCAAAAAGCUCAACAGCUCUGGCAAUGCUCCCCCCAAAAGACUUUGGGCCAUUUUCUGAAAUUGGAGUCCCCAAAAUUAGGGGGCGUCUUAUACACGGAAAAGUACGGUGCUUUAGAUUUUCUUUGGAAUACAGUGUUAAGUAGUUAAUAAUAAUAAUAAUAAUAAUUUAUUAUUUAUACCCCGCCCAUCUGGCAGGGUUUCCCCAGCCACUCUGGGCGGCUUCCAACAAAGUAUAAAAAUACAGUGGUCUGUUAAACAUUAAAAGCUUCCCUAAACAGGGCUGCCUUCAGUUUAUAAAGCGAGUUUCUCUCCUGCAUCUUACAUCCCCAAGGAACAUAACAACGCAAUGAAAUUCAAAGCCAUUGAUUGCACAGUUCUUCAGAAAUCCAAUUAAAACUAUGGAGGUUAAUUAGUUCGACGAAACUGAUGAACUUGAUCCAGUGACCUCAGCUUUGGGGAAAUCUGAGAGUCAUUUACACCUCUAGCACACGCACCCACACCCUGCCCCCUUGCACUCUUGCCCCCCCCGGGAAUCCCACCCCCACAACCUACUUGGGUAACCUCGGGAUCAUGGGAUUACUUCCUACUCACAAGUCUGGCUCCUGGCUGGCUGUAACCAUUAAGCAACGCUUCCCUGUUUGGACCGCCCAGUUGAGACCAUUCCCUUCUCUGCUCUGACACUUUCCUUCCCCAAUUACCACCUGGAACCCUGUUAAUGAGCCGACUUCUUAUCUCAUUUCUUUCCCCUCCCACCCCAAAUAUCUAUCUAUCUAUCUAUCUAUCUAUCUAUCUAUCUAUCUAUCUAUAGCUAAGCAACCGUCUCUUUGAGGAACUCGCCAUGGACGUCUACGAUGAAGUGGAUCGCCGGGAGAAUGAUGCAGGUGAAGAGUUUUGGGGGUGGGGGUCUUGAAGUUGGGGGGUCAUCUAGUCUAACCCCUUGUUGAGUGAGGGUGGGGCUUUCCCCUUUCUCAGUCAUAUCCUCCUGGUCUUUUGGGGGAGGGGCAAGGAGAUUCCAAUGCUUAUAGGCUUAGCCCAGCUUGAAGACUUAUGAAUAAGGGGCUGAUAAAAUCUCUCUCCCCCUUUUUAAAAAUCAGUUUGUUCAUUGUAGUUCUUCCUCUGGCCUUUAGGUGGCAAUGUGCACUCAGUUGCUUGUGGUAAUAUCAUUGGAAGAAUCUAUUAUUAUUAUUUGGGGGGGUGGAUGGAUUCGAACUCUGGCUUCAUCCAGACUCCCUCCAGCACCCUCUAGUUCAGGCAUAGGCAAACUCCGGCCCUCCAGGUGUUUUGAGACUACAAUUCCCAUCAUCCUUGACCACUGGUCCUGUUAGCUAGGGAUGAUGGGAAUUGUAGUUCCAAAACACAGGAGUUUGCCUGUGCCUGCUCUAGUGCCACUGCCCAAACUUAUUUCUCUGUUUCCUCUCGCCUUGUAUUUUCUCCCCCCAAACUUACAUUUACUCCCCUUAACUGCGAUUGCUGCGGUUGGGCUAGAGGACCUCUUCGUUCCCUUCCAACUCUGCAAUUCUACAAUUAAGCCUCUGCCCCAACUUUGGUUAUGGCAGUUUCUGUUCUGAAAUAUGAAAGAACGUGGGUUUUUUCCCACCCCACCCCUUUUAUAUAAAGUAUUUUAGUGGUUUACUCCAAGAAGAGACUAAAGAUUAUUAGUUGGGGGGGUGUCAAUGCAACUUGGCUCAAUUGCGAGAGCCACCUGGAAUCAUUUUGCUGGGCCAGGGUUCUUGUUUGUUCUGCUCAUUGGCGUCCACUGUGGGGGGUGGGUGGAAAGAGAGCUGUCUUUCCCCCCACACACUGACAACCCAUAAUUCCCUGGGGUGUGAGGUGACUUAUGGAGAACCUGAAGGCCAGAAAUGUGAGCUUCCUCUGCUCCUUCCUUAAGCUUGCCUGCCACCUUCUUUUGAGACAGAGGAUGCUUAAAGGAAAUUUUUCCUGCUGGUCUGAAUGUCUUUUGCAUGUGGUUGCAGGCUGCUGCCAUCUUGUUCUGCGCUACAGGCUACAAAAAUGUCUUGUGCUGGCCCUGGGAAAAAGAGGCAGGGGUGUUUGUGGGGCAAAAAGAUGCCAUCGCCUUCCAAUGGGGGGGGGGGGAGUAUGGUUCAUUUCCCCUUCUCUACGCCCCUCUCCCUUUGCCUGCUUUUAAAACUAGUUUGGUGUUUUAUUCUGGCGGGUGGUGUUCGUUGUUGUUUUUAAAAAACUAUUUUAUUUCAUUAAAGUUACAUAACACUCAAUUGCAAAGCAAACAAGCAAAACUCUAAGCAGUUUGCAAAAAAAAGGGCAAAACAAGGACUUUAUUAGUUAAACACAAGUGUUAAAAACCUACAAAAGAAAAUUAAGACCAACGAUAAGAUAAAAACAAACGUCGGCAUUCUGCGUUUGCCUUAACGAAAAAUGUUUUUAGCAGGUGCUGGAAAACGUACAGCGAAAGCACCUUCUUGGUGUCAAGAGGCAGGGAGUUCCAGAGGCUGGGUGCUGCCGUACUAAACGAUGGAUUUUUUUUUUUACAAAUGCAAAACGAGCAUUAUGUGGCCAGAGCCUCUAAUUAUUUAGUUCUACUGUUGCUGGUCUGUCUCGUUUUGGUGCUGAAGUUCGUUUUAAUUUGUGGGUUGUUGUAGUAAAGAUUGGUGUGAGUUCUUAAUGGUUGCAAUUUUCAGGUCUGUGUGUGUGUAAAAUGUCUAGCGUUUGGUUUUCAUCUCGAGAGAGUGGGACCCAGGUGUGAGAAUAAAUAUGGGGCAAGCUGGCUCCUUCCCGCAUGCUCCACUCUUACCUCCCCUUUCCUAAGAUUCGAAUUUGGUACACACGUUUGCCGUGCGCCAGCCUGUCUAUGCACCAUACGGGCAAGACACAUUUAAAGCCCAUUCCCCCCAAAGUGUCCUGGGAACUGCAGUUUACCCCAAGCAGGGCUAUAUUUCCCAGCAAACUACAGUUCCCAGGACUUUUUUAUUGCAAUGAGUGGGGAAUAAAUGCAUGGUGUUUGCACAGCCCAUUGAAACCUCUCCUGUGUUCCUGAAUCAGGACAAUGAUUGUGGCUCACUUCCUUUCUCUCCCCCCCCCCCCCCCGUUUAGCUUUUGGGAGGAAAGUGGUCAGUGGUUUCCCCAACCUGGGGCUCUCCAGAUGUUUCAGACAACAUCAGCCUCAGGCUAGCACAGCCCUUGCAUCCUGGCUGGGAGCCUACCUCUUUAAAACCAAAAUUCACCUUCUCCGAAAGCUGAAUUCUGUCGCUGGCGUCCGAGGUCAGAGCCUAAGAAGAUCCUGGCUGCUGGAUCAGACCAAAGGCUUUUAAGGUUUUUAAAGCAGAGGUUGGAUGGAUUCUUUAGCUGGGAUCCCUGCAUUGAAGGGGGGUCUGGUCCAGCAUCCCGUAUCCCACAGCUGCCGCCUGGAUUCCCAUUGUAGGAAAACCCUCAAGCCGGGAUUCGAACGCAGGAUUUUGACCAGACCUCUCCCUCUCUUCCAUGCUGCCCAACCCCCCAAAGUGCUGCUCCUGGCAUCUUUGCAAAUCCGUUUUCGUCCGCUCCUCCGGCAAGAAAAGAAAAAACCACCCCGCCAGCGAUUCCUUGCCCAGGCGUGGCUCGUUCAUCUCCUUGGCCCGAAGCCCGAAAUCUUGGCCGUGUGGCUGAGUCAUCCCCAAACCCAGCCCCUUGGGAGAGCAGGGAAAGGGGGAGAGCGGCGUGGGAAGGGGGGGUGUUUGGGAAGGGGGGGCAGGCCUGACGUCUUCCAGCAGGCUAAGUCCUGCGUUGUAGCGAAUCUCCCCCCUCUUUUCCCACCCACCCACCCAAAAGAGCGAGGCGGCAGAAUGAAGCGCUUUGGCUGCGGUUCUGUGGGAACGUGGCCACUUUCUCUCUCUCCCGGCCACCCUGGAGCGGGCCUCCCCUUCCCCCCCCUCUUUCAUUCCUGGCCGGCCGAAUCCUUUGCAGGGAUAAAUCUUCCCUUUUGCUCCCUCUGCAAACUCCAGGCCCCUUUCUAAAAGUUGCCCCAGAGUCCGGACGAAGCUGGUAAGAGGAUGUUUGUGUGUGCAUUUGGGGGGUGGGUAGCGGUUGGACUGUCCCUGGGCGAGGUGGGUGGGUUUUUCAUGGAGCCUGCUGAGUUUGAGGUGGGGCUUGCAAGCCCUUUUAGGGACCAGAGAACUCCCAGGCUGGAUUCCUUUAUUGGGAUGGGGUGGGUCACCCCCCACACCAACACCCACCCUGUCUGGGCAUCAGCCAAGGCUGCUCCCUUCCCUGCGACUCGGGAGUAGCCGGUUUCCUCCCUUGCAGUUUAAAAAAGAUUUAUGCUUCUUCCCAGAAGUUGCCUGCAAAAAGGGGGUGGCUUUCAAAAAGGCCGCAGGGAGGUUGUAAUCUGUACAAGCGCUGUUGUCUUUUUAGCUGUGCCCCGAGGGAUCUGGGUGGCGCGAGUUGAGCUGGGGACUUGCCUGGGUUUUUCGUGGGGGGGGGGAGCACGGUUGGGGUGUUUUGUUUCUGGAGAAACAGGAACAUUGAGUGCAUUUUCAGCUUUUGACGCAACUGUUAUCGAUGAUGGUGGUGAUAAAAGGGGAAAGAGGAGCAGCUGGCCUCUCUCAGUUGAAGAGUCCAACGACGGGACAUGUUUACGUGGAAGUAAUUUGCCUCUGCCACCAGCGCUUGGCGUGAGAUUGCCUUCCUGGUGAGCAUGCUUGUCUGACUUGCAGCAUCAUAUUUCUGGGGAAAGGCUGUGGUUCAUUUGCUGACCAUCUCUGCAUGCAGAAGGUCCCGGGUUCAAACUCCAGCAGAACCAUGAGGACUGGAACCUGGCUUUAGAAGCUGGACCACAGCUCGGGAGUAAGGCUUUGUAUACAGAAGGUCCCAAGUUUAAUCCCUGGGCAGCAAAGGAAAGACCCCUUGCCUGGAACCCUGGAGAGCUGCUGCCAGUCAGUGUAGACAGCCCUGAGCUAAAUGGACCAAAUGGCCUGACUCAGUAUAAGGUGGUUUCUGAUGUUCCUGCUUGAACCAGCCCUUUGUUUGGAAUCAUGAGGACUAGAAUCUUGCUCUGUUUUUAGGGGAAGAGCUCAGUGGUAGAGCACCUGCUUUGCAUACAGAAGGACUUGGGUUCAGUCCCCAUGGCAUUUCUCAGAAGUGCUGGGUUUGAAACUCCGGAGGGCCUCUGCCAGUCAGUGUUGGCAAUACUGAGCUAGGUCAUACAUGUAGCUCCUUGAUUAUUAGGCAGCUUCUUAGGUUCCUGUAUCUUAAGGCUGUAGCUCACUGGUGGAGCACCUCUUUUACAUGCAGAAGGUUAAAUCCCCAAUGGCAUCUCCAGGCAGGGCCAGGAAUAUCCCCUGCCCUGAAACCCCUGGAGGGCCGCUGCCGGCCAGUGUAAGCGAGCUAGAUGGACCAAUGGCUCCCUGUGUUGUAGUCGUGUGUGUGCGUAUGCAUCCUCCUGCAACAACGACCCUGUGAGGCAGCUCAUAGGACAAGGAACUGCCCUUGACAGCGUGAGUGUGUCGCUCAAGGGUACUUAAAGAUACGAGUGGUAGAGAUUUGUCAUCUGGGCGUCUCUGGUAAUUGCUAAUAAUACACACCCAAAAGGCAGUGAUGUUUACGGAGCAGUGGCUGGGAGAUUUCAGCAAGAACUUAGAAGAGAGCCCUGCAGCUGGGUCAGACCAAAGGGGAACCCACCUCAUUCUGCGUCUGUUUUGUCACAGUGGCCAGGCAGGGACCAGAUCUGCCAUCACUGAGGACCUCGUACCACUUCCAGGAAAGGACUGCUGUGUCUCUUUCAGGCCAACUGCCCCUUCCUAAGAAGGAGAGACGACAGUGCAGGAAGUGAGAGGCUGGAAUAGGGCAUGAAAGUUUCAAUUAGUGUAGCCCAACAUGUCUUGAAUCCUCUUCUUUGGGGGCAUCUAGCCCUAUUCUUUCCAAAAUAGGGCAGACAACGGCAUAGGAAGUGAGAGCCUGUAAAAGCGUGUGGAAGCAUCAAUUAGUGCUGCUUUCAUUUCCCCCCCCCAAAUAAUUUUUUUUUUAUUCAUUUUAUAACACAGAUAAACAACACAAACAGAAAAACAAACAAUACAAACAAAUUAUUGUCUUAUCCUUAUUUUUUCUAAACAUUGUUAGGUGGGCUUCCCCAAGUCCCCCCUAUCUGAUUUUCAUUUUACCUCAUCUUUAGCAGUUUACAUAUAUCAUAAUUUCUAACCAUUUUUUUUUCUAUCACGCUUACUUUUACCAGAAAAAUCUUCACAUUUUAUCACUUACAAAUAAUACUGUUUUAAAAUACCCUAUCUUCUAUUUCUAACCCUAUGGCCUAUAUCCACUUCCAAAGCUAUUCUAAGAUUUAAAUAUUAACAUAUUUUUUUCCCAAAUAUUCCUUAAACGUCUUCCAGUCUUCUUCCACCUUCUCUUCUCUCUGGUCUCGGAGUCUCCCAGUCAGUUCGGCAAGUUCCAUAAUGAGUGCUACUUUCAAACUUCCUCAGGGGCACUGAUAAAAUACGUUGGCAUCCAUCCGUCCCGAGAGACAAUGGAGUGUGCCUCUGCGGGUGAAGUCAAACAGCUGUGUUUGCAGUUCCUUCCUGGGGUGCAAGCCUGAGCAGAGCAGAGGGAGCUCCGGGGCUGCCCAGAUGACAAGAUGUGGUCCAAAGGAAAGCAGAGAAAGAUGUUUGGCACCAGCUUGGCUGCAGGAGUUGCUGGAGGGAGGCGUACAAGGCGCCAUCCAACCGCCUUAGGGACUUCACUCCAAAUUUGUGUAGGGUUUACUCCUAAGCCGUUUCUUCUCCCAAAGAGAUCCCGCAAAGCAGCAGAGCUUUAGGAUCAGAGUUUUCCUUCUCCUAGUUGGUUACCUUCCCAGGUGGACGGGUCCCUCACUUCCCUCCACAACACACGCAGAAUCCGCCUUCUGGGCCAUUGGAUCCACUCCAUUACAUGGAUAAAAUAAAGAACCUUAGAUUUCCCAUUUUGCGUUAUUUCCCCAGUGUCCCCGGUGCAGACAUUUUGAAACACACUGGACUGAGCGUAGGGGAUAUUUCUGCAUCUAGCCUUCCCUUCCAGCAAAAGCGUUUGUGGUCUGCCCACCCCUUAUUGGGGCGAGUCUUGAGAUGAUGCCACCUGGCCCUCCAAAACCUUUUCAGAUAUGUCUGUGCAGGGUAGCUGGCUAACAAUACCUUUCUGCCUGCCCUCCUUUCUCCCUACAAAGUCUGGCUCACGACGCAGAACCACAGCACCCUGGUGACGGAGCGCAGCGCAGUCCCCUUCCUUCCCGUGAACCCCGAAUAUUCUGCAACGCGCAAUCAGGUAAAGCGGGUGGGACGCUACUUAUUUCUGGGCGGCUGAGGCCAGCCCUCUCUGCCUACUGUGGCUCCAGGCAGUGGUUAAUUCUUGGAGGGCAGGGAUGGAAAGAGCUGGUUGGGGCUUCUAUCCGGGCCUUGAAUCCAGGGCUGGAAUUCCUGGGGCUUGCCCAGAUUCCAGAGAGCCAGUGGGGUGUAGUGGUUAGAGUGUUGGAAUAGGACCUGCGAGAGACAAGGGUUCGAAUCCCUCUCUUGGCCAGGAAGCCCAGUGUGUGUGGCCUUGGGCCAGUCACCUCCUGUCAGCCCAGCCUCCCUUGCCGGGUUGUUGUGAGAUAAAACGGAGAGGAGGGGAACUGUCUUGUCUUUUAAUGCAGAAAGUCCUAAUCCUGACGCUGGGUGUUCAUCACGACUCCUGGAUCCGGGCUGAGCUCUGCCUCCGUUCUGGGCUGGUAUGAUGAUUCUCUUUCUCUCUCUCUCUUUCUACCAGGGGCGGCAGAAACUUGCCCGCUUCAAUGCCCGGGAAUUUGCCACCCUCAUCAUCGAUAUCUUAAGCGAGGCGAAACGUCGGCAGCAGGGCAAAAGCCUCUCCAGCCCCACAGGUUAGGGGGCAAGAGAGAGAUGGGGUGUGGUGGGAACAGGGGGGCUGGAGGUCCACCCUGUCCGUUUACGGGGUUGUCACCUUCUCCCUGCAGAGAUCCUCGACUCCUCCCUCCACGGGCCCAGCGACCUCGACGACCAACACGACUACGACAGCGUUGCCUCAGACGAGGACACAGACCAGGAGCCCCUCCGCAGUGCCAACGCAGGGCGCAAUAACCGCGCUCGGGUAAGCCUCCCCCCUGGGGAAAAGGGGGGGAGGGAGCCGUGAUGUGUGGCAAUCAGCAAUGAGGACUAGUUUCCUGAGUAACAGCUUUCAUUUCCAUCAAAAUCAAAUUCCAGAAAUCUUGCCCCAACUUACAUUCCCACCAUAAAUGAUAACACGCACCAGGUUUAUUGCGACCCUUCCAGCGCUGGAGAAUGCCAUUUUUGACAUUUGCAAAGGAGCACGAUACCAUCUGUGUAGCCAUUUCGAAGAAUUUUCCCUAAGGAAACAGAUUUUUAGGGUCACGAUUCACACGUUUUGUUCCAAUCCUUGGGGGGGAAAUGUGUUCCAAUAUCUGGUUCCUAUACCUUUGUAAGGGGGGGGGGGGGUUAACAGAUCUGUAAAUUACAUGAAGCAAUAUAGAGUACAGUUUAGAAACUAAUAGGGCAAAAAUUCUUCCAGCUUUGUCUGGGGUGUUGGGAGGGGGGUAACCCCAUUUCCUGGCAAAAUCUGCUUGGUUUGUUGCUGUUGGCAUUCCGCACUGAUUUAAAAGCAUUCCGCAAAGCAUGUUGUUUUAUGCCUGGAACAUUUUUGUGUCCACCCCAGUAAUGACCCCAUCUCACUGAGCUCUCUCGCUCUCUCUUUCUCUCUCUCUCUCUCUCUCUCCUUGGAAAAAAAGAGCAUGGAUUCCUCGGACCUCUCAGAUGGUCCCAUCACGCUGCAGGAGUACCUGGAGGUCAAGAAGGCGCUGGCCGCCUCCGAAGCAAAAGUGCAGCAGCUGAUGAAAGUCAACAACAGCCUGAGCGACGAACUGAGGCGGCUGCAGAGAGAGGCAUGUUGCUGUUGGGGGGGGGGAGGGAGCAUCCUGGAAGUGGUCUGAACAGGAGCAGCAACCGCGCAGUGAAAUUUGGCAACUUCACAAGGCGGACGGAAGGAAGGGUCUGGGAUCGACGGCUGAGGCCAGGGGAAUGGAGGAUGGUGCCUUAUGUUACGUCACGACUCUUGGUCGAGAUAGUUCUCUGCAGUGCGAUGCAGCAGCAAAAAGAGCUAGUGCUAUUCUGGGAUGCAUCAAGAGACGUCUAGUGUCUAGAAUGAUCAUGGGUAGGCAAACUAAGGCCCGGGUGGCCAGAUCCAGCCUAAUCGCCUUCUCAAUCUGGCCCAUGGACAGUCUGGGAAUCGACGUGUUUUUACAUGAGUAGAAUGUGUCCUUUUAUUUAAAAUGCAUCUCUGGGUUAUUUGUGGGGCCUGCCUGGUGUUUUUACAUGAGCAGAAUGUGUGCUUUUGUUUAAAGUGCAUCUCUGGGUUAUUUGUGGGGCAUAGGAAUUGAUUCAUUAUUUUUUUCAAAAUAUAGUCCGCCCCCCCCCCCCCACAAGGUCUGAGGGACAGUGACCCUGCUGAAAAAGUUUGCUGACCCCUGGUCUAGGUCAAGGGAAGUCAUAGUCCCUCUCUAUUCUGCCUUGGUCAGGCCCCACCUGGAAUACUGUGUCCAGUUCUGGGUGCCACAAUUUAAGAAGGAUGUUGACAAGCUGGAAGGUGGGCACAGGAGGGAGACCAGGAUGACCAGGGGUCUGGAAACCAAGCCUCAUGAGGAACGGUUGAGGGAGCUGGGUAUGUUUAGCCUGGGGAAGAGGAGACUGAGAGGAGAUAUGGGAGCCAUUUACAAAUAUCUGAAGGGCUGUCACAUGGAAGAGGGAGCAAGCUUCUUAAACUCUGACGCCCAGAACUGAACAGAGUUUUCCAGGAGGAAUCUGACCAAGGCAGAAUAGAGUGGGAUUAUUACUUCCCUUCAUCUGGACACUAGACUUCUCUCGAUGCAACCUAGAAUGUGUUGGGGGGGGGGAGUUAAUUUUUUUUUAAAAAAUGUAUUUUGUGUUUUUAUCUUGCGUGUUUAUGCUGUGGACUGCCCCGAGAUCUGCGGAUGAUGUGUGGUAUACAAAUUUGAUAAGUGCAUAAGCUUCGCUAGCUCUGACCCAGUCCCCCAAUCCGUUGAAAUCCUCUCCAAUUGUGAUUCCGCCUUCGGAGGUAUGAGCUGCCUUCGGCCGGAUCCAGCCCUGACAGUCCUGUGCCCCUUCCUCUCGCGUUUCAGAUCCACAAGCUGCAGGCGGAGAACAUGCAGAUUCGCCAGCAGGUGGGGCCCAUCCACCCGGCGGCAGCGCCACCCCCCAGUGAGCGCCCCGACCACGGCCACGUGGCCUCCACGGCCACGGGAGCCCACCGCCGGGACCGCCAUGCCUUCUCCAUGUAUGAGCCGGGCACUGGGGCCCUCAAGCCCUUUGGCCAGCAGCCGAUGGAUGACCUGGUCACCCGCCUUUCCACUCCGUUCCACCCCGGGGUGAGUGCCAAGGAGGGGAGGGGGCAUUUGUGGGUGGGUGUUAAGUGUUUGGGUGCAUUUUUUCACCCGAUCUCUUGUUCCGCCCGAACAUGCUUUGCUUUCAACGAGAAAAAGUGUUUGGUGGGUUCCUUGCUGUGCGGAGCUGUGAGUUGAGGAGGGUGACGUCCGCAGGGUUGGGAUUCUGCAAUCCAACCGGUGCUGCUUCUUUUUGGGGGGUCGCAGGGUUGCCCCCCCGCUCACCCCCUUGUUCUUCUGCCGUUCCAGGAAGUGGACGAGGAAGCCUUAUAUUCCAUCCACAACCAGGCCAGCAUCUACCGGGUGAGUGGCGCUUCCUCCAGGGGCCAUUGCUAGACCCUUCAAAGCCUCGGGGUCCAAUGUGAUGACAACACUCUGCUAGUUUAUAUGUACAGAUAGCUAAUUUUUGCUAACCUGCCAAGGCAGGUAGGGAGGUGGUUUCACUAGCUUUGCCACAGAGCCCUAUGAGCAAAGUUUUUAUUUAUUUACUUUGCUUUUAAGUUUUAAAAGGGGGGGAGGUCUCAGGGUGAAAGAUCUGGGGCUUGGCCGCCUCCCUAACAUGACCCCCCGGUUGCUUUUUAUGACAGACUUCGCCGACCUCAGACCCUCAAAAAAAGUUUGGACUGCAGCCCUCAUCAUAAACUCCUUGCUCACCCAGGGGCUGAUGGGAGUUGUAGUCCAAAGCAGCACCAGGUUGGCGAAUGUUGCCAUUUUUUAAAAUUUAUUUUAUGAAAAUUAUACGCUGCUUGACUACCGGGCGGGGGGUGGAGUGGGGAGGAAAGAAACAUUGAAGCGGUUUACAAAAAAAAGAUAAAACGAAAAAAUUAUUGGUAAGAAGAAUUAAAUUUAAAAAUUAAGGCUUUUAAAAAGUUACAAUAAAAAUAGACUUAUUAAAACAGAUUAGAACUCACACCAGUUUCUAAAUAUGUGGGUAGGCUUGUCUAAUGUUGAAAAUGUUUUCAUCAGGUGCCCAAAAGAGCAUAUACCUGCCUGAUUAUCAAUUGGCAGGGAGUUCCAAAGUGUAGGCACUGCCACACGCAAAAAUGGGUUUCUUACACAUGUGGAAGGAGAGUUUUGUGGCCCCUGCAACAGGGACAGUUCCAUGGAUCAAAGUGGGUCACCCAGAAGGCUUGAAAAUAAAAUCUCCUUGGCAAGAGAAACUGAUGAACUAUGCCGAGAUGGCGAGACUAGCUGGGAAAAUUCGGAACCGGCAGGACCAGACUUUCCUAAUGGAAGAGGUUUGAUAUAUUUGGAAAGCAAUUGUAACCAAUUAACAUCCCUUGUCGGGUUAAAAGAAGUUUUGUAGGGAGUAUUAUAUAAAUCAUUGUGAAGAGAAUUCAGAAUAGUUAUAUUUAAGAUAUGAAUUUGUAGCAAUAAUUAUAGUAACAAGAUGCACAAUUAGAAAAGACUUUAGAAAACCAUCAGUCGAGGUUGAAGGGAGUCCUAGGCUGUGAUAGCCAAAUUUUUUGAAAAGGAUGAUAUGCUGGAAAAAGUGCAUAAAAACCAAUAUAUCUCGCUCCUUCUGGGCUGCUACUGGGGGCCGGGGGCCGCACCCAGACAGAAGACAUGAAAAGAAAAUCUCCUGGCCUUCUGCCAAGUGAUCCCUCCGCCCAUCGGAGUCCGGUCUCUCUGCGUUUGCCUAACGGCUGCCUCCUGCCCUCUCCCUUUCAGAUGCGGAAAGGCGGCUCCAUCUCCUCAAUGCCAUUCCCCCAGUCUUCUCCCCUCUUGUCCUGCGCCCCGGAGAGCGGACGUCACAUGGUGACUUAUGACAUUUCUGUUUUUGGGGUUGGGAGUGUCUGAAGCUUCCUUUUUAUUGCAGAUCAGACUCUUUGCCCAUCUAGCUCAAUGCUGUCUGCUCUGACCGGCAGCAGCUAUGCCGGGUCUCAUCAGGGUGUGUGUGUGUGUUUCCUUUCCUAGCCCUGCCACCUUUUAUUCAGCAAUGGCGGGGAUUCAACGCAGAACCUUCUGCACGCAAAAUAGGGGGCUCCACCCACUCCCUGCCUGGCUGGACUCUUUGUCCACCUAGCUCAGUAUUGCCUGCUCUGACCGGCAGCAGCUCUUGCAGUUCCUUUAAACUAGAGACGCCUGGGAACCCUCUGCAUGCAAAGCAAGCCUCUGCUCUGGUUACACAACAGGGGUGCCUGCUGCCAGCCCCCCCUUUUAACUCUGCCCAAUUUCUCUUCCCCCCCCCUUCCUAGACUGGAAAACUGGACCGACACGGCAGCGGCACAGACAGCGAUUAUGACAACACGCAGGGCGGGGAUCUGCCACUCAGGUGAGGGCGAGGGCUGUGCAGGGCAUCCCUUUCUGGGACUUGCACAGGACUAGCUGCUUGAGAAGACCUCAAAAGUGGCUCAAAAGUGACUAAGAAUUCCAGGCUGCAGCCAGUGUGUUCAGUUAUCCUGGGGGCAGAGCCAGUGAAAAUGUAUACAGAUGCUUAAGUCCAUUCUCUGCAGUAGGCCUACUCUGAGUAGAGUUUCAUUGGAGACACCCCUCAGGUGCCGGCAAGCCAAAUUCUGCGUUGAGGGAACCUGCUAGCAUUAUGCGACUCUUGUGCAAUCCUUGUUUUGACAAACUGGGAUGUGAGGGUCAUGUAAGCAGCUCAGAUAUCUCCCCUCUCCUUUACAAUCUUGUUCAGCAAUUCUCCACGCUUCUGUGGUUUUCCUCUCUCUCUCUCCCCUCACCCACCAUAAGGACUAGGAGCUUACUUUGUUCCUUUAAACAGAAAUUAAGAUUCUUCUGGCGCUCUCCGUCUUCCCUGCCUAAAAAUAGCACCCUCCCUGGCUCUUGAUGAUGGCAAUAUCUGAGUUGGCAUCAGGGAUCAGGAGGGUAGCAUCUUUCCCUGCCCCCAAACCCACUCUGCUUCUCUCUCCCCUCCUUUCUCAGCAUGGACGGGAAGCGCUUGCUGGACCUCAGCAAGGACGAUGACUUGCACCCAGAACCUGAACCACUGGAAGGCGAACUGGACCCGGGCCUGCCCAGCACGGAAGACGUCAUUCUCAAGACGGAACAGGUCACAAAGAAUAUCCAGGAGCUCCUCCGAGCUGCCCAGGAGUUCAAGCACGACAGGUCAGGAUGAAUCCCUCCAGGAAUCCUCUGGGGAGGGCAAGAUGGGGUAGGAACAGAUGGGUGACGGGCCGUGAGAAAUGAAAAUGAGUGUGCCUGCUGCAUCUCUGUGUGAUUCUCCGUUCUGGUCUUCCGCCUGGCCAGCCUCCGCAAGGUUGUCAUUUUGGUAUACCUUUUGCUGUUGCUGUCAUGCAGUUGUUCGCGCUGGGGAGACAGCGGCAGGAUUUGGCUCCUUUUGGAGGACAUCUUCCUGUUGUGUGUCUCUGCACGAGUCCCUGCUCUGAGCUUGCCGCUUCCUUAGCAAGGAGAGGUGCCCAGAUCUGGGACUUGGGGAGGCGGCAGAUUCCCUCAAAUGCUCUUAAGGAAUCAGAAUUGUUCUGCUGAAUAAAGUUUGCUUUCUUCUUUAACCCCUAAAGGGAUCUUUGGGUAACGCUGCGACUGGGGUGGGGAACUGGCAAGACCUGUAACGCAGGUGAGGGGAAAGGAGUCAGUGUUCUGGGCCUGGGCCUCAUUCUGUCCCUUCUUAACCCCAGCAGCUUCGUCCCCUGUUCGGAGAAGAUUCACGCUGCCGUCACGGAAAUGGCGUCGCUUUUCCCCAAGGUAGGAGAGAGCGGGAGAGCCACUUCUGCCGAGAGAGGGGCCUGGGUGGGGAAAUCUCCUUCCCAGCCCAGGAAACGUCCUCAAAAUGAGCGGACUCCACUCCCAGGGGCUUUUCCAGGAUGUAACACCUCCCAAAGGAUGUUGCAGAGCUUGGGAAGUUUCCCCUAUGAGGAAAAGUUGCAGAGAAAAGACAAGCAAGAAAUUGCGUGGUGGAACUUUGUAAAACGACGCCUGGCGUUGAGGUGGUGGAUCGGGAAAAACUUUCCUCUCUCGUAGCACUAGAACUCGUGGGAGAUUUGGGGCAGACAAAGGAAAAUCCUUUUUCAGGCAGUGCAGUUAAACUCUGGAACUCCCUGCCACAGGAGGCAGGCACGGCCACCAUCAGUUGCUGGAAAGUGCAGGGAGAGUUUUCUCUCCUGCCCGUAUCCUGCUUAUAGGUUUUUCACUGGGGCAUCUGUUUGGCCGCUGUGAGAACAGGAUGCUGGUCUAGGUGGGCCAUGGGCCUGAUCCAGCAGGCUCUCAUAUUCUUAAGGGGCUCCUUAGAAGCAGGAAGUGAUAGUUUAAAAUAGGGCCGGGGGGGCAGCAACAUGGGACCCUCUCCCAUCCCCCAGCAGCCAGGCUCCAACUUCCACCUCCCUUCAACCGCCCCCCCCCCCAUUAUUUUGAAUUUUUACAUACACACAGAGAUGAACAAGUCUAACCACUGCGAUGUUGUUUUCCUAUGAUCGAGCAGGAUAUAACUUUUAGGAAAUACAUUUUUUAAAAAUUGACCGCCUAAUGAUGACGACUUUUGGAAAUGUAAAGCCAAACAGGCAAACUUUUGAGGCUCUCUGCACAUGUUUUUGGGUUGGUGAAGGGUAUUGUUAAUUCAGGCCCUUACUCCGAACUGGCUGUGUAGGCCAGACAAAAGUCCCUUUAGUCAGCAGUGAGGCUGGGAGGCCGCAUUGUGAGUUCACAAUAAGGAGGUUAGACUUGAACUCUGGACCUCUGGACUUGAGUUGGGAGUCUUACGCCACUCUCCCUUUCUGCUCCUUCCGCAGAAGCCGGCUCUGGAGACGGUGCGCAGCUCCUUGCGCCUGCUGAACGCCAGCGCCUACCGCCUGCAGAGCGAGUGCCGCAAGACGGUCCCCCCGGAGCCAGGGGCCCCCGUGGACUACCAGCUCCUGACCCAACAGGUCAUCCAGUGUGCCUACGACAUCGCCAAGGCCGCCAAGCAGCUGGUGACCAUCACCACCCGCGAGAAGAAGCAGUGAAGGGCGGGCAGGCGGGGGGGCGAAGCUGGUGCAGCCCCUCUUCCUCCCCGCCCCCCAGCUCCUCUCUUCCCCACUGGAGGAUUUUGGGGGGUGCAGCCACUUGAAAGUGUCCUUUCCCCACCGACUCACCCGCCCCCCUCCCUGCCAAUCAGCCCACCUGCCCAGACUGGGUUGGAUCAACACUCCCCACUGCAGCUUGUGGGGGGGGCAGGAUCGGGGCCCUAUAGGGCACACGCCCCAUGGCGCUGGGAUGCCUGCGCAGUGAAGAAAUCUCCCCCUGUAAAUAUUCCCAUCUCCCAUCCUUUGGCACUGUGUGGCGUUCAAGAUCCGGGAGGAAGCAGGCCAGAGCCCCCGCCUUGCAUGCCGAAGGUCCCAGGUUCAAGCCCCAACGGCAUCUCCAGGCAGGGCUGGGAGCGAGGCACCUUGCCUGAACCCCUGUUGGGCUGCUGCUGGUCAGUGCAGACAGUCCUGGGUGGACAAAUGGCUUGGACUUGUAUUGCGUUCGUCAUCAUCAGAAUCAACCCCGCCUGUGCUGUCUGCUCGGGGCGGUUGCGAGUUCAAGUCUAGAACCCCUAGCUGGAGAGGGGCCACACAGUUCAUGUAGCCCAACCCCCUGGAAGGCAGGAAUCGCAGCCCAUUGACCCAAGUGGCUCCAGAGGCAGAUGGAAUUGACGCAUCCAGACACACCUGAAGGGCCACAGGUUAGCUUUUCCUGCCCUUUUUAGCGGGGCGGGGGUCCUCCUGAAGGGAGUCAAAUCUCUCUCCCCCCCCCCUUGCAAACACUACUCUUCCUCCUCCUCUUCCUCCCCACCUUCCCAUAUAGUGCGUGGAACUGUAUGUGUCCCAUUCCUGACCCACCUGCCCACGCACCGAUAUAUAUAUAUGUAUAGAGAGAUAUAUAAACACCAAAUGUAUUUAUCUCACCACGUUCCCUCCCCUAAUAGUGUUAACACUGGAAUUACAACGUCUAGGUGCUGUGGGUCGGGGCAUCAUUCCCCCCCCCUCCCCGGAAACCUCCGGCUGGAUCACUUCUCUCCCCCCCCCAAUCCCUCCAUCAUUCCUUUUUUUUGGGGGGGAGAGUAUGGGGUCUGCCUUUGCCUCCGUAGCAAAGAAUCAGUCCUCCCCCACUUCCCCCUCACUGGCCAGUCGUGUUCCCCCCGCCCCCUUGAAAUCUGUGAAGUUUUUCAGGCCAUUGAGGGAAUGUGGGGUGGGCUACCGGAGUGGGGUGGGGGAGACACAUGGCUAUGGAGGGCUGCAUCUGGGCACUGCGCUGGAAAUCUUGUUUGUCCUGUACAUUUGUAACAAAUAAAAAGAUGUGAGCAUC
This is a messenger RNA of Podarcis lilfordi (Lilford's wall lizard), 50703 nucleotides long. NCBI's taxonomy places the organism in Eukaryota, Metazoa, Chordata, Lepidosauria, Squamata, Lacertidae. The record is from the annotation of a GenBank genome assembly.